UCUGUCACACGCGCUCCGUACGUUCUGCCGUUCUGUUCCUUUAGUUGUUAAUACAAAUAUAUAGUAUAUUAUAAAAACGUUAUUUUUUUUUUUUUUUUUGUUUUGUUGUUGUUUUCUUUUUUUCUGUUUUCACAUUUAUAAAGUAUAUAAUUUAUAUCUACAAAAAAUAUCGUUUCGUUACUAUCUCGGACAAUAUUUUAUUGUUAUUAUAUCGUAUCACCACGUACGAUCCACGGACUGGAAAAUAUCGCAAACAAAAUUUUCCGGUAUCCGAACACUGUUUUUUUCGAAAUAACUAAUUAAUCGACUAGUUUUUGUUUUUUUCGUUCACACUAACAUUUACUAUAAUACAUAUUAUAUUUUUAUGUAUCGUCGGUCGUUUUUUCCUUUUUAUUUGCGAUAAAAAAAAAAUCGCAAUACACCAUUAUAAUAAUAUACCCAACGCUGGCAGUCCAAAUUUUCGCAGUUCAAACGGAAAAUCACUCGACCUUUGGUAAGUCUUUUAAUUUCUUUUUUCUCUCUCUCAUUCGUAAUAGGUAUUGCACAUUCGCACGACAUUAUUAAUUAUAUUGUAUCGGAUUUGUCUACACGUCUCGUUUUCACAACGCUACGCAGUAUAAUAAAACGUAACAUUAUAGGUAGAGGCUCGCGUACGGCUACGCCUAAUAUCAAUUAUACUAAUAUUUAUAACGACGACGUCGCGUCAAUAGAAAUGUAACGAGAAUAUGAAUAAUAUUGUUUUAUAGAAAUAAAAAUACAAUAUUACGGAGCGGUUAUUCGGGUUAGGUACACGUGCACGCCGUCGAAAACCGGUCCGGGCCCGAUAAGCUCGCGUCGACGCGAUAAAAAUUUAAUAUAUCGGCUGCUCCCUCCCCGCCACUGCCCGCCCCGGGACAGAUAAACCGUCUGAGCGUAAUACCCCGCGAGCCUAAUAUUAUUAAUAAUUGUUAUUAUUGCGCGUUAUUCGUGUUGAAUUACAUCAUCAUGGUGAAUAAAUAUUUCGAGAGGACGCUACCGCGCGCGUUCGCCGUUUCCGUCUUGCCACACCGUCGUUACCUUCAAAGGAAUUUCUGUGACAAUUUUUGUGAAUUUUUCAAAACUUUGACGUUAAAUGAGAUCCGCGUGAUUCCAUUCGCCCAAUAAAAACGGCAUAGGAGCCUUGUUAUACGUUAUCGUGAAGCCAAUUAAAUACAAUUUUCAGCAGUGUAUUCGAAUUUGUUGUAGAAUCAACGGUUUAGUAGAUAUGAUCGUUGUUAUCAAUUAAUAUCGUGUUCAGCAGAAAAAAACACAAAUGUCGAAGUACUUCCCUUAAUUAGGAUUGAGAAUCCAAUAACGGUUAUGAGGAUUUUUUUUCCGUUGCAUUUGGGGUGUAGAAGUCCCCGCCACCAGAGUAUAAUACAAUAUGCUCGUGCGAUUGCGUUACAUUUACGCCGGUAGUAACGGUACCGUCGAAUUUACCUCAAAAUUAUCGUACGCGGGGCGUAUCCCCAAUGUUCCAAUGUCCCAAUGUUCCCCGACUGUUCAAGCGUUACCGGCCGCAUUGGUCGUUUUUCCGUCAUCGGUACUAAUAAUUAUUUUUCCCCAUGAAAAGUUCUACCCACCCUCCCCCAUCGUUCUAAUAACAGUGUUGACAGUUUCUUGCGCCACAUAUGAUUCCUCUAUGUAUUAUACGUUAUCCAAGAUACCUAGCCAUUUUACAAACAAUAUAUUUUUAAAAAUUAAUAACUCGAUUGUUAAUACGUUUUGGCGAUGAAUUAUUAUUAUUAAUUGAUCCACUUAAACGCAAUAUUUUUCAAAUUUCAAAUUCGUAGGUUUUGUAGUUUUCGAGAUACAGCGAUCAGUGAGUGAGUGGCAUUUGGCUGAAAUAUAUAUAUAUAUAUUAGAUGUCGAAACAAAAAUUUGUCGUUACAAGCAUUUACUGAUUACUUUAGUGACGAGCCGUUAAUUUUCUAAAAUCUAUCGGAAGUUAUCGAUUGCUGAAAUUGUUUUAAUUGUCACUAUACUAAAUAAUAUAAUGCCAAUCGAUUCACUAAUUUGUCAGCAAAAAAACAAUUUUGUUAAUUAAUCAAUUUUCGUUAAACUACACAAAAAUGUAGAAACUCAACGAUUCAUCAUUAGUAGAUAUUUGUAACACCAAAACUAUCUUAAAUUUAACAAAAACAAUUUUUUUCACUUUUAGCUCUAAAAAUAAUAUAAAACAAAUGCAUCGUAACGCUCUAGAAAUCAUUACAAGAAAGAAAAAAAAAAAAUAUAAAAACACCGAAAAGAACUUAAGUUAUUUCAGUUGUCUGGUCUUCGUAUUACACUCAUCGACACAUCGACACGGGAAUAUUUUCGGAUCGCAUAACCGAAAAUGAGGAAUCACGUGUUUUUCGUUCGUAAAAUCCAAAGGCACGGUAUCUAUACGAUUUUCUUCCAAUGGAUUAUUACCUCUGUGUAUAUUCUAUAGACGAUUAGAUUUUUCAAAUCGACUCAUCCCAUCCCUUUGCAUGCCUUUUGCAGGCGUACAUAUUAGGGGGGGAGGCGUGUGCUUAGGAGGGCUUAGUCUUAAUAACAUUCGAAGUAAUUUAGUCUUCAGUAUUAAGUGUGAUUGGGCCCCAGUGUGUAUUUUCAUAUUCUACGCGUGUGCUUACUGUAUACUUUCACCUCCGUCGAAAUGCAAAUUUUGAUUGCAUGCGCGCGUGUACGUACCUAUAUAUUGCGCAGUACGUUUGUUUUUCGGCGUUUUAUUGAAAUAUUAGGUACCCAUAUUGGAACCCGGUUUGAUAACAGUUGGGUACUUUCUUUUAAUAUUUUGCGUACACAAAUACCGCGAGUAUCGGCGAAAUUUUCCUGGGAAGAGGGGACGAAGCUGCGAAAUUUCACCUUGGACGAAGCGCGCCGACCGUUAAAGGACGUGUCCCCGCGAACGCCAUCGCAGUGUAAUUCCAAUAAAUUGUAGGUUUUUUUUUUUUUUUUGUUUUUCUAAAACGGUUAAUUAAAAACCGAAAACGACGUAGGUCAACGACCAAUCGUGAAGACCACCGAUCGGUCGGUCGAAAAUUACUCGCGUAUAGGUACGACGUUUGACGGUUAGGAGGUAAGUUGGGUGUAUACGGGAAAGCGUUUAAAAUGUUUAAAUUAACGAUUAGGAUUUGAUAUUAUUGCUUUUUUUUUAAAAAAAAUUACCGUUAUUCGACGUAAACAUAAUAUUAUUAUGCUGCAGUAUGCAGGUUAUCGCUUUCGGUUUUUAUUUUUGCGUACCGUCCGCCGGUUGAGAUUGAAAUCGAUUUGAAACUGCAUAGUACAUAGCGACGUAUUAACAACACGUUAUAGUGUAUACCUGUUUAUAUAUGUUAAGGUGAAAAAUUACGCAAUCUAAGAAAAACGAGCGAGGAUUUUUUUUUUCUUUGCGCUCUUAUCCGUAGACUGUAGUUUUCGUCGUAAAAAAGAAAGAAAAAAAAACCAUUUUCACGAAAAUAAAUCUUUCGGCGCCUGUAUCAUACAGUUUUUUAAAAAAAUAUUAUAAUAUUAAUAUUAUGUUAUUUUAAUAUUAUCAUCGUGCAAUAUAUUGGGCCAAUACUAUUUCGGUAACAGCCGAGCAUCAUCGCAACGCUACAGUCGUGUUGAUUGUUAAAUAUUUUUAAUGGUCAACAUGCGUAUUAAAUUUCAAUUAUAUUUAUAUAUUGUACAUAUUUUAAUGUACACACAUAUAUAUUAUGUAUUAAUAAAUAAUGUAAAGUCCAUCAAUGAUAAUGUCGAUUACCUAUUUAUAAUAUCGAAUUGAUUAGAGCAGCGAUGUACUUGAAUAUUUUUACGUUUAAAACAGUUUUUUUAUUAUUAUUAUUAUAAUAUAUUAUAAAAUAUCCAAGAGUACAAGCAAUGAAAGUGAUAAUGUAUUUUUCUGCAAAAUUUGUAUACUCGUAAAAUUAUUUAUAUUUCGUGUACCUACGUUGAAAAAAAGAAAAAAAAAGAGGUAGGCGAAAAAACUUUUUGAAUAAUAAUUUUGCGACGAUAUUGCUUAAAAAAUAAUAAUAAUAAAAUCAUAAAUAAAUAUUAGGUAUACCAUGUGAUUAACAGCAGCGGCAACUGCGUUCUCAAGGUCAUUGUUGCGGCACAGAGAGUGAAAAAAAAAUUGAGCAAUAAAUUUCAGUAUAUAUGUAAAACAAUAUUAUUCUAUUCGAACAUGUAUUUUCCACAAAUUUAAAAAAAAUAUAUAUAUAUUAUGCAGCGUGCCAUCGCCGCAGAUAUAGAUAAUAGACUUUAGAUAACUGACGGAUAUAGAUAAACCUGACUUCCAUUGUAGAAAAAAUGAGAGAAAAAAAUUGACAUAAAUGGAUUGGGCGUGACAUGAAAUUGAGAGACGAAUCAGACGCCGUAAAAAUUAAAAUGAAAAUAAACGUUGUAGAAAAGAGGGAAAGACAGAAAAAAGAGGUAGUUGGAUGGGAUAAAGAAUGAUACGAGGAUGGCGGGUGUAUACGAAAACGAUAUGGGAGAUCGGUUCAAGUGGAAGUUUGGGACGAGGGUGGCCCACCUCAAAUAAUUGGUAUGAAGAAGAAGGUAUAUUAUUUAUAAACAGUCGACGAGUACCUAAAUGAAAAAAUAUAAUUUAUUGAUCCGAUUUCCUAUACAUUACGCGUAUUUAGAUACACCGUACAUUUUAAUAUUUGCAAUAAAAAAUUUAAGAUGUAAACACUGUAUACCUGCCGUUAUUUAUUUAUUAAUUUCUAUAUAAUCGCGUGGUAUUAUAUAUUAUCUAAUAAAAUGAUUAAAAGGUGUUGUCAUUGCGGGCGUGAAAUGAUGAAUUACAAUAUUUUUAUGACUUUACGACCAACAUAAUAAAUUAAUAGUAUAAGGUAAGUUAUUGAUAUAUAGUAUUGUAUUUUUUUCUUUAUGCUAACUGCAGACACUGCAGUGCAUACUUAUUAUUAUUAUCAUUAUUAUAUCCCGAAUCGCAAUAUUUUUCAAAUCGAAUAUUUUCGCCAUAUUAUUAUAAAAAAAAACUACUGGACAUUUCCUAAUAUGUUUUUUUUUUUUUUUACUUGGAUAGAGUCUUUGUGAAAAACUUUUAUGUUCGUAAUUAUGUAAGCUACUACCAAAAACUCAGAUUUUUAAAUAAUUUCACCAUUGUAUUCAACUUUUCACCUUGUAUUUUUGUUAUCUUAUCUAUUUGUCGCCUCGGUCGUCGCUGCGGAGCAUUGGACAAUAAAAAUCCAUGAUGUAGUUUAACCAAAGAUUGAUGCAAGAAUUUUAAUAUGAAAUUUGAAAGUACUUUGUUUGGCCUAUUUCGACAAUAAAAACAAUAAAGAAAUAUGUUUAUUACUAUAUUUCUUUACUUAUUUAAAUAUUUUUUAAAUGCUUUUUUUAGCACUAUAAAACCUUAGUAAGGUUUUUAAAAGCUGCUUAUUAGUGUCUUAUAACUAAUAUAACUAUAUAACUAUAUACUUAUAUUGUUUAUUUCAAUAUUUUCCUUGUAAAACUUUUUCGGUAAAACAUUAUUCACUUGAAUCACUUCAGUGGUGGAUCCAGAUCUCAUCAUUUUGGAAGGGGAGAAUCACACAGGAAAAGCGUAUACUUUAUAUUACGCUAUUUGGGAUGAGGGGAGAAAAUUCCUCGAUUAUCCCUUAUAGAUCCACCAUUGACUUAUUUACUUAAUGUAUGCAUAAUAAUCGUAAUUGACUGAUUAAACUACAACAGCGGUCUUUAAUAGGUAUACCAAUGUUAUAUAUAUUGCUAAUAAACAAUGAACAAUUGAUGACCCAUACAGUUUAUUUGUUAUCGAUAAAAUAACCAUUAGAUUAACAUUAUUUUAAAUAGAGUUUGCAAAAUAUUAUGCAUGUGAAGUUGGAUUCGGUAAAUAUUUCUAGAUAAUUUCAAACGAUAACAAAUAAUCGAAUAAUUAGAUUUACUACUUACUAGUUAGUAUAAUAGUUAGUAUAUUAUUAUUAGUUGGAUAAUAAUAUUUAUCGAUUUUAAUUGGUUCGUAACUAAAAAAAACAUGUUCAAAAAUUUUGACUCGAAGUAUUACAAGAGGCGAGUGAAGGUAAACUUUAUAGAUUUCCAAAUGAAUUUAGAAUAUUUUUAUUCUAUUAAUUAAAAUAUCAACGGUACUUAUUGAUGUAUUUACGACUGUUUGUUACCAGCUGAUAAAAGUACUGUAUAAAAAAGAACCUUUAAAAUUGAUGAAUUGAUGAUACAUUUUUUCCGAGGCUCUUAAAUUUCGUGUAGAACAAAUUGAAAAGGUGUUCCAACAUGUUGUUUUAGAUUCUGUCCAUACAAAUAUACAAUUAUUGGUUUACUAUGAGGUGUGUUUUAUUUUAAGUUGAAUUUUAAACAAUGGUGACAUCACACGUAAUACGUUUAAAAUACAAAAAAUAAAAAAAAACAAAUUUAAUUUUAAGCACCAUGGUGUACGUAUGAUUUUAACGAAGGUUUGUUUUAAAACUGUUUUAUACCUAUACGAAAUUUUGUUUACCCGGCGUAAUCAUAAUCUACGUAAACAUUAUUAUCUUUGUCCUGAAUAUUAUUAUUAUGAACGACGGCCGGGUAUAAUGAAUAAAAUAUUGAAAAUUAAAUAUCUAAUGAAUAAUAUUAUCGCAUCUCAUUACAAAAUUGUAAUUAUUAUAAUACUGUUUUACAUUAACAGUUUUUUUUUUUUUUCUGAAAUAUAUUUUACAAAAAAAUAUUGAUUGAUUUAUUCGUAUUACGAUUAAAAGUUGAAUGUAAUUUUUAAAACCGUCUAAACCCUUAACGACGUUUAAUAUUGUAAUAAUUAUUAAUGCGCGCUAUUGUCUAUACCUAUAAUACUGAUUAAAAUAAAUACGCUUUUACUUUUGGUCACUUAUUAUAUAUAGCUGUGUAAUAUUUACAACGACCUACGCGUUAUAAUGCGCGUGUUAACAGGGAAAGGGGUCAAAAUACAAUAGAAUGUAGUAUUAUUAUCGUAAAAAAUAUCGCGAACAGCAUUAAAAUACAAUGAAAACAUUGGUAUAGUAAUAGUAGAAGAACUAUAAGAUGCUUCCGACCUACUUGUCGUCGAUUCAUCGUUAUAAUAAUAUUAUUAUAAAUAUAACGUCGUUCGGUCUUUUGUACCUGAGGUACGAAUUAAUUAAAUUAAAACAAAAAAAAAAAAAAACAUUUGCGUCCGAUUUAAGGGACCAGCGGCUCCGGGGGAAUGGAGAAACGUGGCAUCCUCUCAGUAGAGUGUUCGGGAAUUUUCAAUGGAAAGGGAUACAGUAAAUAUUAAUCAUGAAUUAAUCGUAGAACCCGAUUUUUUUCAUCCAAUUCGUCAAUGGGAAUUUAAAAGCCGAAAAACUAAUUUUUAAUCUGGCAAUUAAACUUUUCCUUGUAAGUUGUAACGCGGCUGAAAUAUAAUUUACAUCAAUUCAAAAUUAAAUUAUCAAAUAAAUACUUAUAGCUGCUGUGUUUAAAAGCUUAUGGUGGAAGGGGAUAUUGUCUCCUUGCCCAUUUUUAAUCCUAAUUUUAAAAUACGGUAUAUUACUAUAUUAUUAUAUUGGGAAAUAAUAGGGUUUUUCGGUGUGAUGAUUUUAUCGUGAUAUUUCGAGAUUCGGUCGUUAUCAACAAACAGUAGAUAAUAGGUAACACUCGACUCCGUAUUAUGAUAUAUUUAACUUGGGCUUUUCCUCUUUGUGGAAUAUUUCGUAUGAGAUAUUUUCAUAUUAUUAUUAUUAUUAUUGUCUCGUCUGUAUACAACCUUUGGUCUUGUACCCAUAAAUUAUAAUAACAUUUACGCCAUCGUCGCGUCGUUCAAUAAUACCUCUAGUUACCUCUACGACUAUACCACGGUUAUCUAAGAUAAUCGUGCUCUAUAGUCUAUAUAGUAAAGUUCUAUACUAUGUUACACCUAAAUUAUUUUCGAAAAAUCAUGUGGCCCCAUAAUUGCCUAAUUUUCGUCUGUAAAUUAAAAAUUAUUUAUAUUUUUCGAAUAGAGGUGUAAUGUUACACUCAUAUAGUGGUAGAAUCCAGGGGAAGGGAACAAAAAAUUGUUCAAGGUCGACUUUAGCAAAUAAUAAAAUAUAAUAUACAAGGUCGAAUUAUAUUAUUACACUUAUAGUGAAAACGUCAUCGCCGAGGCACACGUCCGAGAAACUCUUUCUCGGGUUCUGACUACGGUUUUAACUUUUAACGAUUUUGACACACUAUAAUAUGUAGGCAAGUACACUUCCUUUCACGUGCCACUGAAAUAAUAAUAAUAUUACUAUGUUGGUCGACGAUGAUGGUGGUCCGUGAGAAUUUCGUUGUUUUUCGUUAAUUACGUAAUCGCACAUAAACAACUCGGCACUAAAACUAAAUAAUAAUAUAUUAUUCUCUGAUAUCAGAGAACAAACCGCAGAUAACGUUUGAGCAAAAGCAUGUGUAUUAUUAUAUUUUGUUAGCCGGAUAUCCAAUGCCAUUACCCUGGAACCGCAUCGUCGCUGUCGCUGCGAAUUUAUGACAUGAAUUAUGAUGUCGUGCAUUAUACCACCGCGAUUAUCUCUGCUGUUGUUAUCUAUACAUAGAUAACCGUGUAUAAUAGUAUUAUACCACUUUCGUAUAUUAUGUAAACGAAACGGGCUUGGUCCUGGUCCCGUUCAGCCCUCCCCGGGUUGCGUAUUUGCACAUCCUAUAUCCAAGUACGGACCCAAUCGGUAUGUAAACACGUGUCCCGUCGUGGUUUUUCAUCGACUACAACCUAUAAGGUUUUAGGUUUACGUUUACAGGACACUUGCUUAAUUUUGAUGCAUAAUCAUUAACCAGGUUUCGAUCAAAAAGUUGGUUAUGUUUUAUAAGAUUUCUCGUAAAUCCCAAAACCAACUCGGUUACGUUUCGGCUCGAAUCGAACACGUAUAGGGUCUGUAAAUACGCCCUCGGGUUUUCGAAUGAUAUUUUUUACUAAUUAUUAUUAUUAUUAAAUAAUUCUGACCCAAUUAACGAUUCGACAGCGGUGGUGGUUCAUUAAUAAUAAUUAUUAUCGUUAAACAAGGCUAUAUUAAUCCGCGCAUAGUAAUAAUCGACGAAUAGAAUGUCGUCGUUAAAAAUAAAAAAUACAUACGUAUGAGUUUUAUAAUUUUCAAUAAAAAACCGAUUGAUCAGAUUGUAAACGUGUGAAAAAAAAAAGGAAAUGACAACUGUAAUAAUAAUAAUAAUAAUAAUAGUAAUAGUAAUAGUAAUAAUUGAAGGAUCCGGGGAUAGAACAAGAAUUUCUAGUCAAUUUUAAUGAGAAAUGUAUUAAUUUACCAAUGAAAUACAUUUUUUUUUCUUUCUAGGAGCGACUUUUCUACCGGGAAUCUUGCUCUGAUGUAUUCAAUGUAAAUCCACUAAAAGGGAAUUUUAUCUAGUUGGUACUUUGGAGAGAUCAUUUUUUGAUUUUCCAUAUGAUUUUCAUUAUAAUUGGGAAAAAACGUAAGAAAAACGGUAAAAUGUACGUAUAUGUGUAAAAGAAACUUCACUCCGAAUCAUUUUUCGUCAGCAAUGGUUUAUCGUUGCGUUUAUAUUUAUAAAUUAAAAUUCCUCUGUCUUUCCUUCCCAACUUCUCAUCUGCAUUAGUGGCUCACCCAUUGUCCGUAGUAUGUUCAUCUUUUUUUAAGUAAUUUUUUUGUUGUUGCUUGGUCUCGGCGAGUACCUACUAUCAAAAUGUCCUUUUGGAACACGAAUAUAUUGGUCCAGUGAAAAUGUAUUAAAUGAAAAUAUGAGAAUAGGAAACUUUAAAAUUUGUCCUGAAAUUGUAAUUGAAUAUUACUACUAUUCUUUCCCAGAACCCAGUAACGUACCUACCAGUGAGGGGUGGACAAAAGGACCACCCUCGGCUUCAAUUGAGCAUUUAUUCAACGUUGGCAACUUAUAACUAAUAAUAAAAUAAUAAUCUUUGCACAUUUGCACUGUAUACAAUAUACUGACUCAAGUAGAAAUAUUUUUAUUGCACGAUAUUAUGUAUCUAUACUUUGCAAAAUAAGACCAAGAAAAAAACCUUAUAUUACAAUAUAUGUAGAAAUAUUACAUUACUAUAUAGGUGUUUAUAUACAGAGUGUAACUAUUUGACAUUUUUACUUGUAACUACUAUAUAAAAAUGUCAAAUAGUCCUGUUACACUCUGGAUACCUAAUUUCCAUUUACUUUAAUGUUUAUAGCUUCUUCCAGUAAACAAUUCUGUGUACUACAUUGUCUGAACCCUUUAAAUUAUCGAAUAUCGAAAACGUACAUCUUUUGUCCCAAGGAAGAAGAGUUUAAACACCAUUUUUGACAUGUUUUUUUUUGACAUAUAAUUUUUUCCCCUUUGUUGUUUGGUGUAAAUGACAUAAUAGCGUAUUUUAAAAACUAUUGUACUAUCUAUAUUCAAAAUUGAAUUCACUCUUAUUAAAAGCUAUAGAAAAUUGAUCUAAUGAGCAAUUUUUCCCCGCGGGGACUAAAAAUGUUAUGAAUGAAACGGUAGUAAUAAAUUAAUAAAUAAAAACAAGUUAUGUAUAGAUAAACGCGGUUUACUCUAGUUAACGAGUUUCGUUUUCACUUUGCGAUGAAAACGACGAUAAUAUUAUUAUAUUAAUAAUAAUUAUUACUUAUACUCGCGCACUUGGUGAUGCACUCGAUAUUAUAUUUUUGUAGAAGUUUGCCAGCCUGCCGAGCUGCAUAAUGUUACAAACGCGGUCGGUUGUGCUCGAUUAUCGUGGCUUGUCGAUAUUGCCAACGUAACCGUACGUACCAUUAAAAUCGACUCGCCGUUGCCAGUUAAGUUGUAAGUCGCGUAUUCGAGCCUUUGCACAAAAAGUGCACGUGGUUUACGUGAUGCCUGACUGUAUACUACUUUUAUAUACAUGCAUAUUCUUAUGAAUAGUUAAUAUUUCUGAAAACACUACGCGUUAACCUAUAGUAAAACGCUAUAAUAUAUAUUUAUUUUUUUUUAAACCACUUCAAGACGCAAGUCGAUUUUAUGUAGUAGUAGUAGUACACGUAAUUUCUAUCGGAUUCGUUGGAAAUUAUAUUAAAAUAUAUGUAUAUUAUUUAGGAGUACUCGUCGAUUUGUAGUGAGCCUCGGAAAAAAUGCGAUGAGCAAAAGACAAAAAAAAAGCUAUAACUCAUUUUUCAAAUAUUGUGUGAAACAUACAAAAGACGUUAGGAUUCAGUAUGUUCUCCGUCCCCCUACUGUUCGCAGCUAUGGAACAUCUACAGACAAAUUUGAACCAAAAAUAAGAUCUCGAGAUCAAGGAGCAAGGGACCCGUAAUAAGGUACGAGCAGGGGCCUGUCGGGAAAAUUCCGAUUUCCCGGCAGGCCUAUCGAAGUCGAAAUUGUUUAAAGACCCCCGCGAAUGGACGGUGGUGAUGAACUUAAUGGAAAAACAAAAAUAAAAAUAAAAUGUGCACUUUCAUCCCUCUCUGCCGGGCCGCGGAAAAGACCUAGGACACCGAGAACACCGUCGCGUACAACGGUCGCACUACGGUCGGCGGGGUGUGUGGGUUCCGCGAAGGAAGACUCGGCGUCGGCGGUGAUAAACGAGCGUCUGGAACAACGUGUGCGUGACGCGGUCGUUUUCUCGGUCAUGAUGUCUCUCCCGGUUAUACGUAUAGAUAUAGGGGAGGUUGUAUAUGUUUAAUAUGGCGCCGGGAUUUGACCCAGAUAUUUCCCCUACGUGUGUGUGUGUGUGUGUGUAUAUAGUUAGGUAAGCAGGCAGGCACACGAAACUUAACGCGCUGCUGCAGAAGGGUCGUGCGCGGCGGUCGUGUGCGUGUGCCGCCCGUACACGCGUUUGUUAUAUUUCCGUUUGUGUGCGGCUCGGCGCUGUAAACUUGUGCCCUAAAAUACAUAUCGAUUUCGAGUGUAUCUACCAACUGUAACCCCUCCGCGUAUUUUAAUAUAGGCAACCCGGUAUAUAAGUAUACACCUAUACGCGCCAUCUGACGUGUCGGUGGGGGGGGGGUGAGGAAUAAAAUAAAAUGAAAAACAAAAACUGUCACUUUUCGUCGCGACCGCGUUACAUAUACAUCGUGUAACAACAAUAAUUACCGUUACUAACUAUCGCAUACAAUUACCUGUAUACUGUAUUUAUGAGGCAAUAAUAUUCAACCGCAACCCUAUUAUUGCGUACACUAAUACACCCGCAAACAAAUGUCACGUGAUCAACAAAUAUAAAGACGUACAGAUUGUACAGAGGGAUUAUUAUAUUUACAGGGCUAACCGGCGCGAAGAUUUUGAGCAAAACGAGCCGGUUUCGGCCGAAGAACGUUUACUGCUUUUUGUUUUUAAAUUUUUAGCUGGCCGAAAAACAGACGAGAAAUGUUGUCGGUUUAUUAAUAACUGUCCGCAUACAUAUCAAUAUUAUAUUACAAUUUUUCUUAUCUUCUUGUUCUUCUUUUGGCCAGCACAACUCUCUAUCGCUGCCUUGGACCAUAUCACUUCAGCGGAUUCUCUUUAACUAAAUUGAUCCAUUCAUCGUAGGCGAAAAUAAAAAAGAGGCUUAAGUCCCCCUAAAAAACAUUUCCGCGUUAAAUGUAUAGUAAUUUUAUUUAAGAGCGGACCAAUACUUAGUUUUACAUGUCUAAUAAAACUAGCAUAAACUUUGACAUUUGAAUGAAAUUUCACCUAUGCCAUCAACGUCAUUUCCCCGCAGUUUCCAUUCUAGCGCUGCUCUGAUAAUAUGGUACCAUCAUUUUAAUUCUCCUCUAUUUAUUACAUGUCUUAAUCAUCAUAAACAGGCCUAAAAAUUCUUGCUCGCCAUACUUCGUUUUCGAAAUGCUCCAGCUUUCUUUCUGUCUGGCUAGUUUUUGUCCACGCUUUACAGCCGUAUGUAAAAGUUGGUUUACACUCUAUACUAUUAUCGCUAGGUACGCAUAACUAAAUUUUAGUUUUCCUACAGAGAGUAGUUUGAAUCGAAACUACUUUUUUUAACACAAUAUAUUUCUUUUUCUGUCUUAUUUAUAGGAGAACGCCUAUAAACUCACUGGGCUGUUUUCACUACUUAACGUUGCUCCUACAGGCUGUAAGUAAAUAUACUUAGGAUCGUUCUCACAAACAUAAGCGCUUUAUUUCAUUUAUCCGAUUUUUAAACUGAGUUUAAGGCUGAUAACCGAUCACGAUUGGUCAGCGAUCUUAUAAACUUCGUUUAAAAAUCCACGUUUAUGUUGGUCAGAACGGCCCUUUAAAUCUUUGUCUUAUGUUUCGUAUGAUAAACUAGAAUAAAAAAAUAUAUGAAUUAUAAAUACGCCGAGAAAAAUAUAGAGAUAUAUCCUCUAAACCGGUGGUAUAAAAAUUAUGUUAUUGGACCACUUAACAUUUUUUUUUUUUUUGUUUAUUACCCAUUUCGUCUGCAAGUCUACCUUAAUUAUACCAAUGUAUAAUUAACCGAAAGACAAUAACUGUAUUAUUUUCCGCUAUAACAUUAUCGUAUUAUAUAUUAUAACUACGACCUAGCGGCUGCAAAGAGUGUUUUACUUUAAUAUUUAAUGAUCUGACAACGAUUCGACUAAAAAGACAUUUACAAAAAAUUAAUCGUUUGUCGCGUAUAUGCCUACAAUAUAAUUUAUUGUUCAUAUUAUAUUAUGUGUACUCAAUGAAUAACGAUAAUAAUUAUUAUUACGAUAAAAAUAAUAUUUGUCACGUUUCGGCUGUAAUACACGUAUACAAUUAUAUUCAAAUAAUAAUUAUAUUGUUUGUCGGUAUACUCGUAGUAAUAUAAUAAUAAUUGUGUAUAAUCGAAACUCGAAAAUAUACAAUAUGCAUUAUAUUAUAUUGCCUCGAAGUAAAACGUGUAACUUUGUGAAUUUACCUUAUGUUGGGUUUUUCCUCUCUGUUAUACAUUUACGUGUUUUACUACAUUUCAAUAUUCGUUCUAAGUAUCUAUUAUUACAUUUUUUUUUUUUUUUUUUUUUUUUGUGUGUGUGUUAAACGUAUUGAAAUUUCCUUGACGAAGAAGAACAAAAAUCGUAUUUUUUUUUUUCAAUGAUGACCUUCACGAGCCUAUGUUUAUAAUAACUACGUGUAAUUUAUAAGUAAUAUUUCCGGACAAAUUUUCGUUAUAAUUCACCGAAUGAGAUAUGUGAUAAGUGAUUUGUUAUUCUUCAACUAGCUUCUCUUAGAAUUUAAAAAAUACUAGAAUGUGAAUCGUUAUAAUAUAAUAUGUAACGUGCGUUAUUUUAGAAUUUAAAUACCUCGGCGUUUAAUAAUAUUUAUAAAAUACCCACAGCUACGCAUAAUUUUGUACAAAACGUUUUAAUAUAAUAUAAUUAUUAUUAUUAUUAUUUUUGUUGUUAAAAUCACUUUUGUUAACACGGUCGUCGGUUUGGCAUCGCGCAGGCAAAGGUCAUCACCUAAUAUUAUAAUAACAUAAUAUGUAAUGUAAUGGACACGUGCAACACGAAAAACUCGCCUAAAAAUAAUAUAACGUUACGUAUAUGGACUCGAUCCCUUUGCAGCGCGCACAUAGGUCGGUGUUUAAAAUUCUAUACUCGCUGCACAGUGUGUACAACUACACAAUAUAAUAAUAUAAUAUAAUAGGUAAUCGUUGCCAAAAAAACGUCCGAAACCCCGUUUGCAGCAUCCACUUCCGAUCGUCACGAGUGUUAGGUAACUAUCCCAUCGUAUUUAGAAUCGUCAUAACUCGAAAGUAAAGCGCUCGACCGAUUUGUAUUCGUAUAAAUACGCGUUUAAAUUUAUAACCGCUCACGCAUAAAUAUCAAUUAUACUUAAGAGGAUCCGCAUCUACCGUUUCAGUCUAACUAUCGUGUAACGUAUCUGCAAAUGUACAUUCAUUAAAUUUCAGCGUUUUUGUUGAAAUUCAAGUUUAAACACAAAUAGCAACACUCAAAGAAGAUAAGAUUAUUUCCAAAGGACGUUUUUCUAAACAAAAUAUACAUAAAAAAAAAACAAAAAUUAACAUGUUUAUGAUUUUUUCGUAUAACAAUUUUUUAAAAAAGAGUCAUGUUUAUCCAUUAGGAAUAUUUUCCUCUUUAAAUGUUGCUAGUUGUAUAUAAAUUUUAAUUUUAACAAAAAUGCCACAAUUUACGAUCUAAGUAACGUAAUUUUGCUAUGUUGCUCGUUAAUUAAGACUGAAACACGAUGCGGGUGUAGCGGCACUCUUAAGGAUUCUCUACACAUAGUUUCGUUCCUCUAUCUGUCUCGCGCGUAAUACGUAUAUAUUAAUUUUUUAUCGAUAAAUAUGCAUUUUUAAUUGAACUAUUGAUUUGUUUAAGCGCGUUAAUGACUAUAAUUACGAAAUCAAAAUAUUAAACAAUAUCAUUGUAGCAAUCUGAAAUUUACAUUAAAUCUUUAUGAACGCGGUAAAUAUUUAAAAUAUUCUAUUUACAACUAUAUAUAAGCAUUAUGAGUUUUCAAAUAAUUUUGGUUGUUUUAUAUAGAUGAAAAUUGUUUUGGUCAUAACCAGAAUCACUAAAAAAUUUACCAUGAGGUUCAUUAGAAAUUAUAUAUCGCGAUAAAAACAAAAAAAAAAUUUGAACGUAACGCUAUAUGUCUUUUUAAUAAGCUCACCGUAUCAAAGCCAAACGAUCACAAAUUAAACUCUACGAAUUUACUAACGGUCUAUAAUAAACAUACAAAAUUAAAUACCAAACUAUAAAUCUACAAAUCCCUCCGUAAACCAAUUUGGCCAAAUUGGAUCAGCGACCAUCAGUUAUGGAGAAAAGCCAAAAUUUCUUACUUAAACAAAAUACAAAACAUUCCAAAACAUUACCCUCAGACAAAUCACCAAUUCCCCACAUUAUAAUAUAUGUCCAAUCUCAUCCUUCACGCAGACUUACAUAUAAAAACCGUUCAAGAAGAGGCAAAACAUUUAUAAAAUAGGUUCCAUUCACGUCUUAUCCUCUAAUCUUAAACCCAAUAUAUAUAAAUAUUCCCGGGAAUUCCCCUAGGACGCCUUAAGCUUAAUUGGUGUAGAGAUUUUAAAAAUUUACCAUUCCGAAUAAUAAUAAUAAAAAAAAUGUUUAAAGUUUUUAUGUUUAUCACAUUGUUUGUUUUUUUCUUAUUACAUACUUUUAUUGUACCUCCCUGUUCUAUUAAAAUAGAAUGUAUCAAUCGAUUUUUUUUUUUUUUUAUUUUGUAUUAUUAAUAAUUAUUGUGAAAAUGUAUACCAUUACGAUUUUAACAGUAAACUAUUAUAAGGUUAUAAAAAUAAUGCGUUUGUUUGUUUUUCCAGGAUACUUUCUGGGAACUAAAGCCAAUACGACACAAAGUUACCUUAACGACCUGUAUAAAACCUAAUAUAACCCAUAACCUAUCGACCGUACUCGGUAAGUAACUCGCACGAAAUAAUUUCAAUAAUUUUAUUUAUUAGUGUUACACAAUAUAUUCUAUUAACUGUUGCGAGUAUGCUGCAAAAUUAACGGCGAAUAAAUGUACUAAACUAUAAUGUGGCAUACAAGAUUUUGUUUAUGAAAAUACUAUCACUAGCAUAAUAAUAUUGCGGUAUUUCAUCUUUUGUUUACAAUAAUUUGUAUUUUGCUUUCGUCGAUCGUUUAAUUCGCUGCACGUCGAGCAGAUUGAUACUUAUAAUGAACGAUGAUAAUAAUGCACUAUCGUUCUUAUUCUUAAUAAUAAUAAUAAUAAUAAUAAUAAUAACAUGCAAUUCUCGUGGAUCUACUCCGGAAUGUUAUAAUACUGAUAUAAUUUUAAAUUAUCUACGAUUAUAAGUUUUGAAAAAAAACAAAACAAAUGUCUUUUUGAAAGUACGAGUAUGAAAUAGUAAUAAUAUUAUUAUUGUUUGUAGCGGCGUCCGCGGUUUCUCUAAAAAAUCCCCGCGACAUGUACCGCCGCAGAAAUGUCGUACCUACCUAUUAAAUACCUACCUACUUACUUACCUAUUGUAAGUUUCUCUCGUUUUCGAUAUUUCCCGUAGUGAUUCAUUGUCAUAAAAUAUGAGCACCGGCUAUCCCGUAUACAUCCUAUACAUAGUUAAAUCGUGUGUAUCACUGCCAAUUUCGCCGUACAAUUAUUAUCUUUUGUCACCAAUGCGCAUAAAUUUACCGACUUAAAUAUGGCUUUCUCUGUAUAAUAUCUGGAUACCUAUUAUGUACGCAAAUACAUUACAUUAUAUGUACAUAUAUAUAUAUAUAUAUAUAUAUAUAUAUAUAUAUAUAUAUAUAUAUAUAUAUAUAUAUAUUUAUGUUUACGCUUUCAAAUAGUUGUCGAAAACAACACUCACCGCUGCUCUACUGCCUAUAACCAAGCUGGAGUUUUGUCCCAGCUAAUUGUAUUCCGUGUAUCAUGAUGGUUUGUAGAGUAUUUCUAAAUUUAAAUUCGUUUGUAGAGCAGUUGUAUUCGUCAGACGUCUGAUGCCCGUAUACACGAUUACCGUCACAAACGAAACGGGCGAACGUAAAAACCCGAAAUGUACAAAUCUGGAACGUCGGUACAAAUCUGAAAAGUCAAAUAAUUGAAUUUCAACGAAAUUAUAAUUACCGAUAGUUUUGGACAGUUUAAACGUAAUGUAAUUCAAUCAUACUGUCCAAAUUUGUAUGGUUCAAAUUUCGAUAUCCAUAAACAAUAACUAUUUUUUUCAAAUCCGAUUUUGGAAUGUUUUUUUUUCGACUAUUUAAUAUUUCACCUAUGAUCAAAAUCAACCUAUUCGAGUGGAUUAUAUAAUUCGUAUAAUGUGCACGGCCACGACUUUGAUUUAUUUCGAAUAAAAAAAAUUACAAACGCGUUUAUUAAUUUAAUUUUGUCGAUACUUAUAAUUAUAAUAUUAUCUUCACGCGGGAUAAUUAAUUUUGACCAGAUUGCGAGAAGACUCUUUCUAAAUGCUAUUUAUAAUAUACUUCGUAAUCCUUCUAAGGUAUAUCAUUAUUAUUGUAUUAAAUCGCGUUUAGUGUGCGCGGAACGGGAUCAUUUCAUCAUUUCGCGAGGAUGAUAACGCACUUGUUCCCAAGACGGUUAAUACAAUAUAAUUAUAUUAUAAAAAUUCAUUUACGAUAACAGCUGCGUUUAAGGGUAAACAAAGACGAUUCUUUAUAAAAAAAAAAAUAAUUAAGUAAAAACAAAACUAUUAAAAAUGGUUAACACUCGUAAAUAAUAAAGUAAAUAAAUAUAUACAUUUCGCAUUGAUUCCUUUUUUUUAAUUUUAUUUUCAUAUAUACGUUUUUUAUUUAUAUAUUUAUUUAACAUGUUGAUUUUUCAUAGUUCAAAUAUUAAUAAUAAGAAGAUAUACUCGUGUCUAUACUUCCUAUUAUCAAAUAUACAAGUCGAAUCACUCAAAACACGUUAUCAAUCAAUCAUAUUAAAUUCAACAAAUGCAAUUUUAGUUUUUAACACGAAAUAAUCUUCGGAUUUCUGUCUUUUAAGACCAUUCCGUGCAUUAAACAAAUUCUCUUCCAGUUCUCUCUAUCUACCGCCAAUUCUUUCCAAUUCAUUUCUGAGUCCCCUGUCUCUACAUCACGAAAUAAAACAAAAAUAUUUGAAACAUACGUUAACACGUAUUACAAUACAACGGAAAAUAUUUUUGUAACUGAUGAUAUUUGAUACCGUAAUACUGUGAAUAUAGACUGCGAUUGAGGAGGAGUUGCUCCUGUUUCUAGGCGGUUUAUCCUCCUUCCUCCAUAAAGGUAACAAAUCUACGUCUAUAUGAGACUAUAAGAGCAAUCAAAAUUUCAAAUCGGGUUACAUAAUUUUUACCACUAACAUAUUUUUUGACGAAAUUCGAACAAUAAUAAUAUUAUGAUAUUAUUAUAAAUUUAAAUCGAUCUCAUAUUGUUAUAUUAUACGCGGCUAUUUGUAAUAAAAUUCGUUAUUACUAGGGCAAAUAUUAAUAUCCUUUUGCAUAUUUGUAUAGGUUGAUCAACAGAUCGCUAAUUUAUACCAAAUUGCGUUUCAUAAUCUAAUACCAAUUUACUUUUUUAGAGCAUAUUUUAAGGAUUUUAUACAUUUUUGCAGCAUAUUUAAAGAUUUCGUACACUUUUAAAAUUUGUUUGAAAAUAUUUCAACGACAUAUUUUGGUAUUUUUAGUGCAUAUCUGCAUAUACGUCUAAAGAUUUUUAAAGCAUAUAUAAAUACCUGCUUUAGUUAUUACUAAUUAUUAUAUUGUUACGGUACCGUUUCUCGUAUACUAUAUCAGUUUAAAAUAAAAAAUAAAAAAUUAUUACAUAUUUAUAAAUUUUAACCUCGUUUUUUUUUUUUUUUAAUCUGACGCGAUAACCCAAAUAACCACGUGAAUCAAAAUGUCAAGUUUUUAUUUUCGCUAAAAUGUCUAACAACACUGUAUGGCUGCAGCACACAACCCGCUUAUACAGUAUAAUAUGUAUUUUCCAACUCAAUAAACCUUGUCCUAUAGAUCACUUUAUUAUUAGGUAUUUAUAGGUAUAACUAUACGAUAUUAUUUCAACGGGUGAAGGACCUCGACAUGAAUCAAUAAAAUGUGCGAGGUCCUACAUUAAUAAUAUCAUAAUAUUUUAAUAAUAUGUACUGUAUAACAUACAAACCUGCGGGUCAACGGGUUACCUCGAACGACUGCGUUAUGGUUUAGUUUAGAUCUGGUGGUUCUCUCUCUUUCUCUCUCUUAAAAAAAUUAUUUUUUUCUCUAUUCCUCGGGAAAAGCGACGGGCUGCGAGUUAAUCAAAAAGAAUUUGUUUACUAACUCUUAAUCAACUUAAGGGGAUAGAAAGCGGCGAUUUUCUGUCUUUGGCUUACACACGUGUGAAAUAGAAAUUUAGACGGUUAUAUUUCCAACGUACCGCUAUUGAUUUAGUGAGACGAUGAAUACUUCGAACGCAGAUUUGAACUUGUCGUCAAGUCUCUAAUUGAGAUAGACUUCCCCACUAUUUUGAUAUUUUAUAUUAAUUAUUUCUCCAAAAUUUAAAAUAUUAGAUUUUUAUUAUGCAUAUUUUAUUUAAGGGGAUUAAAAAUCAAAAAUGUCGGUAAGUCAAUUUUAAGUAUACUUGACGACAAAUUCAAAUCUAUUUUCAAAAUUAUUAUCGUUUCACUUUACCGAUCGGUACGUUGGAAAUAGAAUACGUCUUAAUUCUUAUGUUGCCCGUAUAUGUAAGGCGAAGACAGAAAAUCACCGCUUCCGAUCCCUUCGGUUAUAUACUAGAAAAAUUAUAAGCCGGGUUCGGAACUUGCAUACAAUUUUUUUUUUAAAUCUAUAGCAGAAUAUUAUGUAAAUUUAUACCAUGUUAUCACAAGUUAAAGUGUGCUUAUUUCGAAAGUUCAAAAAAAAAAUACUUUUUAUAAGUAUUUAAAAAAUUGUUUAAGCGUUAAUUUUAAGGCUAUAAUGAAGUUUAAAUAAUGCUUUUUUGUUGAUGUUUAGUGCUACAAGCCCUGAACCCCACUGUUAUAAGAAGUAAUGUUAAAAAUACAGUCUGUGAAAAAAAAAGGUCAUCUUUAUGUUUAUUUACUUUUUUAUAUUCAAUUUUUGCGGGUCUUUAAAACUUAACCGGGCUUGUGAAAAAUAACCGCAAUGCAAAAUUCGAGUUUAUUUAGUACCCAUCAAUUAUGUUAACUUAACCAUCGUUAACCUAAUCUGUAAUAGUUAGGUAACAAAAAAAAUAUCAUCUCGAUUUAAUUAUUAACUAUAAGUUUAUAAAAAAAAUUAACUUUUUAACUAGGCAAUUGAUUAUUUAACUAUUAGUUGCAUAUAUCAGUUGAUUACUUACAUGAUAUCUAUUUCGCAAUAAUCGUACCUAUGCAGGAUUUGACUUGAAAAAAAAAAUAGUUCCUUAUUAAAAUUGUGUAGGUAUUAUUUUUUCGUUAAUCAAACCGAAAAUAUUACGUAGUAUUACACAGCCAUAUAUACUAUAAGUAUGCCACGUGUUAAAAAAAUAUUAUCGUGUCUAAUUAUUAUUAUUAUUAUAAUAUUGCUACACGUUCGAUAAUCGAAUUGGUUGGUGUUUUUUUUUUUUUUAACAUUGUCGAAACAUCAUCGGACGAUAGAGUGUAUUACUUAAUCAACUUGCGUGCGCGCAACUAUCAUCAUACUCUCAUUCUUCAUAAUGUGUCUGACCUUUCCAAAAGAGUUUAAGGUCGCUUAUUAUCACUGAUGCAGAUGAUACUUUAUAUUUUAAUAAUGAUAAUUCAAUAUGCAUAUAUAUAAACGUUAUGUGUUGCCGAAGAGUAAAAAUAAGAACAAUAUUUCUAUAAACUCGUCCCGAAAACAAAAAAUACCUAGGUACUAUAUUAUUAAUUAUCAGGCGUUUAUACAGAAAACAAUUUUGUGGCGAAGAGGGGUUUACAAAUAAAACAAACAUUUUUAAUCAUAGAACUAGUAGCAUAUGAUUCGUUUUUUUAAAUUUCGGAGGGGUGUUUUACCUCUAACCGCUCCUGUAUACGCUCCUGAUAAUAACGUACAGGACAAUUUCUGAGCGAACGACUUAUACGUGCAUAUUCGAUAGUAAAUAUAUUCGUAAUUUUUAUUAAAUGUUAUUAUCUGUUUUUUUUUGUUUUUCGGUAACGGGACUGUCCAUACUAAUUUAUCUUUUAUCAGUUACAUUAGGGUAUAGGUAGGUACAACAAACAGCGGUUCCAUAUUGCCUGAAUAUCGAUGUUUUAUUGUAUAUUACAUAAUAUUCAAUGUAGAAUUAAAAUGUUUUUAAAUAUGCGUAUAAGUAGGCACAAAAUUAAUAGGCAAUAUUCUAGAAAUAUUUCGAUAUGCGUAUUAAUAAUAUUAAUUAGGUAUAUUAUGCUCAUUGACUUAUAGACAAUAAUGGCUAAUUUCGAUUGGUUUCACGUUUAAACGCCAGAACGGAUUAUACAUAUAGAAAUCUUUAUAGGAAAACCUAUAAAACAAUUUCGCAUACGUCUUGCCUAAACUUUCAGAAGACGAAAAAAAACCUUCAUCAUUUGGUGAAUUUCAAAAUUCAAAUCAUGGAGAUAUAUAGAUGUUGUCGUUUAAAUAUUUUGAAAAAAAAAAAAAAAAUCACUCGGCGUAUAAUACUACGAUGUGCAAUUUAUACUCUCUGCUGCAUAGUAUGCCUAUAUAUUACUAUAGCAUAUAAUCUAUUUCUCUCAUUUUGUAUGUAUCACUCGUAUAAUAGUACCUACCUAAAAUGUAUAUAUACCUACAGGUUUAAAAAUCGGAAAAAUUCGACAGGGGAUUUUAUUCGGAUUUAAAUAACGUUAAAAUAUUUUUACCGACAUUAUAUAAUAUUCCAAUGUAUCUAUAAUAUGUAAUACGAGUUUUAUUUUUUUAUCUGCAUAUGAAGGUGAGGAAUUCGUUCGUAUCCUAUACACAUACAUUUCGUAAUAAAUGUUGUCAAUGAACCUUACUCACACCUACAUACAUACAUAAGAUUGCGAGUAGAAAAACUUUAUAAAUAUAAAUACGGUUAAGUAAAUACGGUUUCAAUGUAAGGUACCAAUAAUAAUAUUUUUUACCAGUACUAGUGUAUUACAAAGAAAAAAAAUAACACUUUUGGAGAUAACUAUUGACUUGCCAACUCCAGAAACGCAUAUUUUUACUGACGUGUACAUUAUUAUUUGUUAAAUUGAUUAAUAUAAUAUGCAGUAUGAUGAUUACACAACAAGUGGUGCACCGCUGUCUAAUAAUAUAAACCUGUGAAAUUAGUACCUAGCCAAUAAGUCAUACCGAUAUCAAAACAAUUACGAUUUUAAUUCAAUAAAGCUUCUGGCAACAAGUUCGCUAUUUUAGUAUCCAUACAAUUUCGGAUUGCAUUUUAGUAGUUCAUUUUAGUAGUGCAUUUUAGUCAUUUUAUAGUUUAUAUUUUUUUGAAAAUAUUUUGUUGAUUUAAUAUGUGCAGAGUGUUCAAGCAAUUUAUUUUUCUGAAGUUAAAUUACGACGACUGUAAAAAAGUUUUUUUUAACUGUUAGUACACAGAAAUUGUUGAAUAAUACAUGGUAAAGACUAAAAAGCCCUAAAAUAAUGUUUUUGAUUUUUGUAAUUUUUACUGGGAAAUCAAAAGCCGUCGGCCGUUGGAUUGCUACUUCGUUGGCUCUACGCCGAUUUUCUAAAGUGUACUGAUAUCUCAGUAAAAAAAACACGAUUUAAAAUUUUAUUGGCAACUGGCCGAUUGGAACCAAGAAUUCAGAAGGAUCGGUAUAGUUAAGAUCACUACUGUUACGAAAAUCGAAAACUGAUAGCAGGAGUUCAGAAAGUGGGUGUACUGUCGAUUGCAGCUUCUGCGAUCUGAUACGAUAUUCCAGUUCUCAAGCAUUGUAGAACUUGUCAAUUUUUCAUUUUUAUUUUUACAAUAGUACACUAACAAAGUACAAUAAAAGUUCCGACAUCUUUAAUUUUUGAAAUAUUUAACGUUGUAUUUAUAUAUAUUUUAAAAUGAUACAAGUAUCCAUUAUAAUUCUUCGAUAAACGCGUGUUUUUCAAAAAUGUUUCGAUUUUUUUUUUGUUUUUUCCCACUUACAGUUAUAAUGUGUUUUGAAUUUUGCCAUAAUUUCAAUUUUUCAAAUCGUCGAAUCCAAAAAUUAAAAAGGUCACCUCAUUCUAUGAUUAAUAACAAUGAUAUCUAUAGUAAUCGGUCAACGAUCUCGAAUAAAAAAUUGGUCACGAAAAUGCAAUCGCGUUGUUUAUGAUAUGAUUAACGGCGAUAGGCGAAAAAUGUUGGGUCGUAUAUGGGUUUGUAUGUGAUUGCAGAACAAAACAAGAAGUCGCACGCGAGUGUCAUUCACAAGGUUAAUCGUGUUUUAUUUUGAAACCGACCGAGUAAAUCGCAAGACAUCACGAUUAUUACUCAAAUAUAUAAUUAAUUCCCGACAGCAAUAAUAAUAAUAAUAUUGUUUUCGUAUACACGACAAAAACUAUCGGUGGAGUACCGUUUUUUUUUUUUAAAUUUUUUUUUUUUUUUAUUUGAGAACAUUUUAUAUACAUUAUACAUAUAUAAAACACAAACCAAACGGAACUAAAACUCUUCGCCUUGACUACAAAAUUGGACACGCUGUUUUUUUUUCUUUUUGGUUAGUGCGUUUGUUGCAAAAAAAAAAAUAUAUAUAUACACGUAUAUAAACGGUUCUAUUAAUUUGUUUUACCUCUGCUCGUAUGUAUUUCGAAACUGUGCGUAUAGGUAUUUAACUCAAUAUCACUCGAAUAGGUAUACAUAAUAAAAUGUUUAAUAUUUUAGUUUAUUUAAAUGUUGACUGCAAGAGGUGCUAUAGAUAUUUAAUACUCGUCUAUUCGUUUCAAGUGCGUUUUUAUCUAAUCAGCAAAACGAUUUGAAUGGUAAUAAUUAUUAUAAUAAUAAUAAUAAUUGCAAAACGACUGUAGUAAAAGUGAAAUACGUAGUAUAAUAUUGCAAUAAAGCAUCAUAUUUUUUAACCAUUCGUUUAACAACAAAAAAUAAUAAUAUAAAUAAUAUAAUAAUAAAAUAAUAAUAAUAAUUAUACAAAAAUCAAUGAAGUAAUAUUCACACAUUAAAGCUUUACGUGUAACUGGUGAAGAAGUUAAAAGUUAAUAUUUAUAAGUUAGGUUAGGUUUGGUUAUUUUUAAUAGGAUAUUAACGGACUUUUUGUAUAAAUCUUUGUACUUUUAUGUUUUUUGCGUUUAUUUUUCACAUGAAAAUUACGCUUUUUCUAGUAUAUAAUAUAAAAUCUGGUAUGUUCGCUAUUAAUGUAUUAUACAAUACAAUGCAAACAUGAAAACAAGCGAUUUUCCAUUCGAUGUGUUCACAAUAAAUUUCUGAGCGUAGUUAAGAGUAAUUUUAAAAAUAAGUAAUUUUCAAAUUCAUCUUAGUUAUUAUAAUUUUUUUGGCGACAAUUUAAAAUAGUUUUAAAAAACCGCUUAAUUUGCCCAACUUCGAAUUAAUUUAACAUUAAAGUCGCUAUUUAAAUGUAUAAGCUCUAAAUACUUUUUUCCCGGACACGCAAAAUAUUUAAUAUUUAUUAUAGGUUUAAAGUGAAACUUUUUGCGUAUAGAUUUCGAUUUCUAUGAUAAUGCAUUAAUAAAAUAUUCUUCUCGCGCGAUGUCCACCAACUAAUAUACAAUAAUAAUUCAAAAUCGAGCCAAGUCAAAAACGAAUUACAACAAUACUGUAUUGUAAAAAUAUACUCGUUUAAAUUGAUAUAGAUAUACCUAUACUCUACUAUAUUAACUAUAUAUACACAACGUUUCAAUAAAAAAGAGUUGAGACAUCUGCUGUGUAUUUUUUUUUUUUUUUUUAACACAAUCAACACGUGAGUAAAUAAUGCAAUAAUGUUAUAUUUUUUAAUAGGUUGUACAAGUAUAACAACAGCUAUACUAUAAUAGUAUAGGUGUAUACAUACAUUUUUUUCAACCUACGUGCGUGCGCUAUAUAUUAUACGCAUACCCGUGCUUUAAAACGAUUUGUACCUGGGUAUACCUAUUUUUUAUAACGAUAUAAAAUGAGAGAGGGAAAAUUCAGGUAGAAAAAUAGUUUUGAGGAACUUUAGUAAAAUGUAUUUUAUUGUAGUAUAGCGGUAAUUUUUGUAAGGAAAGAAUGUCCAAAAUGAAAAAUGGCAAUCUAUUGUUAUAACUGCAUAAUACGUACGCGGUUCUAAAUUAAUUUUCAAUUUCGAUAAGGGCCCGUGUCGAGAUUUUUUCAAAAUCGGCUUUUCCGCCAUUCGCACCAGUAGAAACGAUGGGCAAGUACCCGUCCUCCAUACCCGGUAUCAAUAGUGACGAGAAACACAAUCGAAAUCCCUAGUUAAAUUUCGUUAAAAGGACUCGCGUUGAUGUACCGGAAGUCGUGGCAACAUACGUACCGGAAGAAAUUCUACUUUCCAGAGAUGAGCCGUUCUCGUAAAGGGUACGAUAAUAUUGGAAUGCGCGUUUUGCCGUCGUCGUCGUCGCGAAUACGGUGCCGCAGCGCCGUUGUACAUUUUUCGUUUAUCGUACGAUAAAAUAUGCCCGUGUACAAUAUUUUAUAAAUAAUUUAAAAAUCGCGUGGGAGACAUUGCGGUUUCGUGAUAAUUUAUAAUAUUAUUGUAAAGCUGUGUUGUAUAGUCUAUUUCCGUACGUUGUGCACAUGCCGCCGUUAUUCGGCACCGCGUAUCAAUAUUAUAUUAUUCGUAUUAUUAUUGAUAUUGUUAUUGUUGUUGUUGUUGUUGUUAUCACGUGUUAUCGCAUUGUCGUUUCGCGUAUAAAAUCAAUGGUUCAGAAAUAGCUAACUUAACGGAUUCCGCGUGCCGCCGCCGUCGAGCGUAUUAUAAAUUGAAAUGAUCGCGAACCGUUUGGAAUAAAAAUUUUUAUAAUUUCCCGUCGGGUUCGCCGGCGUAUGGCUUUACUGUUACCAUGAUAGACAGCUGGCUCGUACGCAUCGUCGUCGUAUCCGUAAUACAGUGUACGCGUUAUCGUGUGCGCUCGCAGAAAAAAAGUGAAAAAACGAAAUCGAACGAACAUACCUAUUAUUAUUACACAUCAGGUACCUUUAUACGUGAGCGAUAAAAGCGAAACACUAUGUUACAAUAUUAUUUUUAUCAUAUACGUAAGCGGGUUUUUUUUCCCAUCGUAUUAUACGCUACCUAUUUGCUGUUGUUAUUGUUGACCACCGGGAGCGCGCUGUAGCGUGCGACGACCGUCGUCGCGGAAAAAAUUACCCGACUACGCAUAAUAUCUACGAAGAAAUAAAAACCGAAUUCUCGUUGUAUGUGUGCAUAGAGCUUUUAGGAUUUUAGCUUUAUGAAAAAAAAAAAAAAAUUAAUAAUAUUCAAACGGGAAAAAAAUCGUAAUAAUUGGACUUCUAGACGUUGUACGCGACAAUUACUAAGAUGACGCGAGUUUUUUUAAAUCGAAAUAUUUAAAUACACUAAAAUACAAUUUUUUUUUUUUUUUUCUUCGCCGUUCCAGAACAAUAAUUCCGCGAGUGUUUAUAUCGAUUUCCCCGGUCAACGGUGGCAUAAAACGCUUUAAAAACGCUACGUCUAUAUUAUUUAAAACUUCUAUAUAAAAACGGUCCGAAACUACGGGCAACCGUACAUUGUAUACUCUUUAUGAAAAUGAACAUUUUUUUUUUCUACAGGUCUACACAUCUAGGAUUUUUUUUUCGCGAAAUCAUAUUAAAUUCCUCGUUUGGAAACGCGUAAACAAAUUAGGUAAAUUCGUUAUUCGCUCGGCACGCAUUAAACAAACAAUAUAAAUUAUUACGCGUCGGGCUGCGCCGUAUACAUGAGAAAUGUCGUUAUCUUAUCGAAACGAUAUUGUUCAAAAAAUGCGUUACCCAUCAACGCACUCGGCGGACAGAAAACAGCAGAAAAAAAAAAACAAAAACAAAAACUAAACAAAUGAACCUAACCGGACUGCCGUUUUUUUCAAUCGGUAUUCCGUCCGCUCUGCGAUAUUAUUAAUCGGCAUACCGCCCCGCCGCGGCGGCGAGUGCACCGCCGGUGCAGUGUAUCAUACGGGCGUGUAUGUAAAUCCGCGCGUGUGCGUGCGUAUAAUAUACGCGCGUCCGUCGUCGUUGUCGCCGGUUGGAACUCGUCCAAGGCUUAAUCCGGUCGGUCGUGUAUCGAUUCAUCGGCACAGCCCCCAUGACCUACAUAUUAUAAUAUAAUAUACGGCACUCGUACAUAAUAAUAUUAAAAAAAAAUUUAAUAAUAAUACAUAUUCGUACUUGGAUGGAACCGUGUCAGUCGGUAACGUUACGUUGUAGUGCCGCCGGUACACGCUCGUAUACAUCCACGCGAGAUAUACAGUAUAUUGUAUACCGCGAUUCGACCGGCGCAGCCAGUGUCCGCGAGAUAACAAUUUCAACGGUACGCAACGAAUAUAAUUAUAUUGUUUCGAAAUUAAUUAUUAUUAUUUUUUUUCUCUCUCUCUCUUUACGACGACAAUAUUACUACGCGCUACAUGCGUGUAUUUCGUUUUCGCCUCGGCGCUUCCACGACAUGCCUGCGUUUACAACCUGCGGCCCGCAGCCUGUCCGCCAGCAGCGCGUUAUGGGUACGAUCCCGUACGGAUUAGAAAUCGAUUUGCGCAACGAUAAAUGCCCGCGUAUUCGAAAACUAAAAUAUUAGAAACCGACGGCGGCGACGGAGACGGACCGCGGCGAUAACAAAACCCCGGGGCAGCACUGCCCGAAUAAAUACACCGCGUUUUGUUUCCAUAUUUUACAGCAGGCGUUUCCGUUGUUUUCCGUUUUGCGUUCGGUUCGUCUUUUGUACCCGCCUCGCUGUUUUCGUACACAUACCACUGUUAUUAUUUACGCUGCGCCGACCACGUUAAUUAUGGUAAAAUCCUUAAACCCGUACGGUAGGGCCGUGCAGUUGUUGCGCGCCGGCGACGUCCUUCGGCUGCGAAAAAACGCAUUUUUACACUAUCGAAUAAUAAUAAUAAUUAGCACGCGUGCAAUUUAAAUUGAAAAUAAAUAACGCGAUAGUAUUAUCGUUUUUACGGACGAUUGUACAAAAAAAAAAAAAAAAAAAAAUUACGCAUAUUUUUUUUACCGAUUUAUUGUUUGCGCCUUGUAUAACAUUGAAAAUCAAUAAAAAAAAUAAACCCCGUCGGGAACGAAUAUCUGUAUACUCUGUAUAUAGUACUAUCCGCGGUAAAUGUUAAGUCGCAGAUUUUAGUUUCGUGUUCGUGUUACACAACGACACCGAAAAGAUGCGUCAUUGGGGGUGAGGUUUAAAAACACGGGGCGAACAACAUUGACAACAUUUUGUAUUUAUGCGUAGGUAGUCUCGAUGUUUCGCAUUUUAUAUUCCCUUUGAUUUGAAAGUCGACCAAAUAUAUUAUACUCGAGGUAAGAUAGUAUUAGAUAGUAUUCAGUGAAAAUAUGUUUGACAUUGUGUUAAAUUAUUCAUAAUGUAACGGACUCUCUUCAUACAAUUUCCUUGCGUUAUUAUGGAACUGGAAAAUCAAUAAAGUAAUUGUGAUAUGGGAAGCAAGUUUUUUUUGUUUACGGUUAUCGUUCAAAACUGAACUCCGUAUGAAAAAAAAAUCACUACUGGAUUUUCGACAUUUUUAAUUCAUAUGCACACGCUUGUUCUCUGGCCGUAGCUAUGUGAUUUAUAAAAAUACGUAUAUGUUUACAUAGGGGAGCCGCGGGGGAUGCGAUCGGCUGCACAUCGUCUCCCGUGUAGUACCGCCGAAUUUCACGAGCUCGAAAAAUAAAAAUUGUCUAUUUUCCAUAGAAAUCCGCGAAAACGCCCAUUACGCGAAAAAGACGAAACCGCUGCAUCAGACGGUCCGGAAAUUCGGUUAAACAACUGCGAUUUUGUCGGGACGGAUCACAUUCAUUUCAAUGCGUAGGAGUCAUCGAUCUCGUCCCGCGACCGCGCUGGAGAAGACAUAUACGCGCCGCAAAUAGUCCGGUCUAUUUUUGUUGAGAUCGAUGCGUCGUCGCGCGCGUAACGCACACUGCGGCCGCGGGCCACCGCGAGUGGGUAAGGUUUCUAUCCGAGCGCGCGUCUAUUUUUCGUCUCUCCGCCGCCACGGAGAGGUCGGUUUAUUUAUACGAACCGCGGGUGUCCAACUCCGACGUCGUCGUCGUCGUCGUCGUCGUCGUCGUCGUGGCCGCCGCGCGAUGUACAAAAUAUCUUACAGAGCGAUUAUCACGAACCUAUAAUGUACAUUAGUGUUCGUACGCCCAGCUAUGACGCUCGUGGACGACGAUCGCUGCGCCUUACUUCCCUUACAACGACCCCGGUGGAACAUGUUCUCGUAUUCUCCAAUACGUGUGUAAAUUAGUAAAAACAGAACGAGUUCUUACAUCGCGAACGGACUGUAAACAAAAAAAAACCCAAACCCAAACCAAAAUCAGUUUGUUUCGGUCAGUUUUACAAUAACAAUAAUAGAUAAUAAUUGUUGCCGGGCCGCGGUAAUUGAAUCGCCCUGUAUGCGCGACGUGCAUUGCGCGCCUGUGAUGGAUAUUAUAACGGCCGCCUAGGUGUGCGCGCCGCCCGCGGCCGAGAGGUGUGCAGCGCGAUUUUGGCGUUCGCAACGAGCGCGCGUGUUAUAUUUAUAACGGCGUGGAGAUAAUAAUAAUUUGACGAUAAUAAUACGCGUUCGUUUUUGCAACAACAACGGAGGAAAAACACCGUAAAGGUUUGCCAAAAAAAAAAAAUAAUAAUAAUAAUAAUAAUAAACGCCGAAAAACAACGACAUAAUUGGCGAACGGUAAAGGUGUGCUGCGCGCGCGACAACAUUUUGUCGCGGCCGCGGUAAUUUUUCUCUUUCCGUCCGUAAAUACGUCGAUAAUUGAGGUGCCUUCGCAGCUUACCGCGAAACGUGAAAUAUUCUAGGAUCUUGGUUGAGCCGUGUGGUUAUUAUGUAGUGGUUGACCGGCGGUCAAUCGUCGUUUUUAAUUUUAAUAUCUUCCCUAUACCGCUUAUACCGGUUAGUUGAGUUCAAUCCUAAUCGGACCGUGUCCUUUUAAAUCGUCCUUAAAUCGCACCUUUAGUCGAUAAUAUUAUCAGUGGCGUGCGCUACCCUCCCCCCCUCCCCCUUCCCAGAUCUGCUGAUACGAGCUAUUAUUUACAAGACGUAUUUAUUUUAUUAUUUUCUGGCUUAUUCGAGGCCAUUGAGACCUAUCGCCGCUCCCAUUAUGCCCCUCCACACAGCUCUAUCGGAUAGAGAUCCAAUACUGACUUUUCUCCAUCCUAAGAUUCCUGUAGGAGCUUGAGAUGAAUCGAUCGCUCCACCGCUGUCCAAGACCAAGAGGCCUCGGGCUAGGGCCAAUCGGCUUCCAUUUGGUAACUUUAUUAACUAAUUUACCCGCCGCCCUCCACACGUGUCCUUUCCAGCUUAUAAUUCGGCUGUUUAGAACACAUACACUAUAUCAAGUAUAUCGAACAUUUCCCUUGGCUCUGCGUAAGUCCUACGUUUGUGUGCAUUAUUUUCAGUGUUCCUUCUCAAGCCGAAUAUUCUCCUUAAUAAUACUCUCUUUUGAAAUGUUAUCAAGACGUUUUUAUGUUUCGUAUUUAAUUUAAUCCACGAGCUACGUACUCGCUUUUUCGGAAAUAAUAAUACUGUAUUUUGACAUGUUUAAAACGAAUCAAUGUGCAAGUGACUUUAACAUUAUCGACUUGCUCACGGGAAAAGUUAUAAUCGCCGAUGUAUAAUAUGCAGUUUCGAUUGCGUAUAAAAAACAAGCAAUAUAGUAGGUAAAGUCGCGAUUCGUUUAUUUAUUUAUUUACAACCUAUUUAUGACUAGGUAUUUUGUUUUCGCAGUAGUUUUUUUUUUUUUUUUUUCACACGAUAAUAAUACAUUUGUGUAUUACGCACGACGACGACGACGUUUAAUUAUUAUUUUAAUUUCGCGUGUGCACGUAAACGGGAAACGGAAAAUCGUUAAUAUUUCAACAUAAUACUAAUAAUAUUAUUGUUUUUUUUUUUUUUACUAUUUUACUAUUGCGGUUGUUAAAAUAUCGCGUCGAAUAGUAUAAUAUCCUGCAAAUCCAGUGUUGCGACGUUUGCAGCCCGGUAUCCGUCGCCGAUUACGCGUGUAAUUUAUUAUAUUUUUACACGGUAUAGCGAACGGAUUUUAAACCUAUUCCGCGUGACGUCACAUAUUUUACGGAAGAAUAAUUCGCACGGUAUUCGUCAAUUUGGUAUUUGUUUCGCGGUAUCUAAUACUCGAGUAAGCCAGAAUCAAAACUCACAUGUUCCGAAAAUUUCAUUUUUCAGAAAAAGAAAAAAUUGGUAAUGGGGUUUCCUAUUUACUAUGACGAAAUCCAAAACGCAUUUUUUUUAAAUUUAAUUCAGACUAACACAAUUAUCAUUAGUUAAGAUUUUAGUCGUUAUCUACAUUUUCUUUCGAGAUUAAAGUUAGAAAAGUAUAAGUUUUGAAAAUUGUUGUAAUGGAAUAUGUGAGUUUUUGUUCUAUGGACCAUGUGAUUUUUGACACUGCUUAAAUAGUGAUUAUGUAUUAGAAGUCGCACGGUUCAACGGAACUUUUUGGUUUUGACACAAACCGCAACAUUCCGGUUAAAUGUAGAACCGAUCUUGUGCUCUUUAAACCAAACUGAUUGCAGAAUACGAUUCUUAAUCGUAUAAAACAGUGUUGCUAACUCAUUUUCUCAUUUUUUCGGAACAUGCAAGUUUUGAAUUUAGUCUACAAAAGUUUCAAACGGGUUAAUCGAUAAUUCGUAAUCCAGUUCUGCAAUUUAUCGUACAAAUAAUUUAUUGUUGAGUUGAAAAUUAAAAAUAGUGACGACGUAAUAUACCUGUACAAAUUUACAAUUUAAAUAUUUAAUAAAUACGAAUACAUAUACUAUUUGUAUAAUAAUACAAUAAUGAAUACUGUAUUAUGUGUAUGCGAAUUCGAUUUAUAUCGUUUAGUGAACUGAACGAAACAUUUUGUCAACAUUUACUAAAAACUCGUGACGCAAUAAUAUCACGGCGUUGACGCGAUGAGAAAACACACUUGACAAAAAAAUAAAAAAACUACCGACGACUUUUGUAGUUAUAUUUUACCGGUGUAAAUUAAAAAAUUCAACCUCCGCAAAUUAGAAAAAGCUAAGAGGCGAGCGUUCUAAAUUACUCCCGGUUCCCACUCACAUUUUAUGUAUUUCACGACACGUGUACAUUUAAAAUUUAAUACCAUUUUGGGUGGAGCUAGAAUAGUAGCCCGUUUAAAUGUCCUUCGCCUUCGUCCCAACAAUUUGAGAUCCUAAACUUCCACAUGACCCGACCCCUAUGUCGUCCUCACAUACACCGGCCAUACUCAUAUAAUUCUCAUUCAUAUCCAAUCGUCUUUUUUUCGUGCUUCCUCUCCUCCUUUUUCUUUUCGACUACGAAUAUAUUCGGUAUCUCUUUUUUUUUUUUUUUUUGUAUUACACCCCGGUGUGUUCAGCUUGCAUAUAUCAAAUCCUAUAAUCUUUAAUUAUUAUACAUAUAAUGUAAAAUUGUCAUUAUUUCUCUGCUGAACAAAUAUUAAAACAUAUGGAAUUUAUUGUAAUUUAGAAUAUGCAUUCACUAGGGGCCCCUAUUCGCUUCGAUUAUGAACUCGUAUAAUAAUAUAAUAUAUGGAAGAAAUAAAUAUCAAAAUGUUUUUUGUAUAAUAGAAAUAUUUAAUAUCAAAUGAUAGACAGAGAAAAAUGGGUUCACUUCCACUUUCAGUUCUAUAAACAUAACCACACGUGUUCCGUAUUGGAGCCGAUGAAAAAAUGCCGUUUAGAUUUUUUCUCGAAUCGGUGUGUAACCGCGAAAUUAACCCUUCCCCCCUCCACCGGUAAUGAUUACCAGAGUAAUAAGUUGCCACCCCUCGGUAAAAUAUCAAGGGGUCAAUAAUCACCGGCACUGCACCAGUACAAAAAUCCUAAAACCCGGUGUACGUCAAUCUCUUCCGGAAGGUCACCGCGUCGGGAAUAAAAUAUAAUAAGCUGUUCUAAAACUAGACGGUUCACGUGGGCCGCGGCACACCGAUCUGUUUGUUUUAUUUACGUUCGAAUAAUGCACCGUGGUCGCUUCUUAUGCGGAUCACGUCGCAUCGCGACCGUUGACGAAUGGUGCCUAUAUGUAUAAAUAUCACGUCUAUAUGAUGGCGAGAUGCGCUUUUGCGAACAAAACAUAUGGCGUGGGCGUCUCGAAAACGAAAUUUCGACUCCCGAGUAUACACAUUAUAUUUUCAUAGGCAAUAUCGUCAGGCGCAUCGUUCGGAGGAGAAUUUUCCAUAGCCACCGGAAAAUCGGCCGAGUUAAGGGACCACGCGAUUCACCUCGCAGAUUGGCCUCCGCGAAUCCCGUAGAGGGGCGGCGGUUACCCGCCCCCCCCUGCGCUCACGGUUUUAUAACGGGAAAAAAAAAAACCGUCUUUCAAAUCGUCCGCGUUCGCAUUUUUUACGACGGAUUUUCGACACGCCUGUUGUACAGGUGAUGGUUCACCGAUUUUAUAGUUGGGCAAUUCUCGCGCUCGUAUUAUACGUAUAUAGAAUACAAUACCGCGGCGUACGCGUGGGCUGCGAGACGGUACCUAUUAUGCGUGCGCGCGAUCGGCUCGACCCAGCUCGGCACCCGUCCUGCGCAAAAGCACAUAAACUGCUGCGGGGGGGGGACCCCGCCGAACAGUCGAUAGAGCGGCCCCUGCACGCCGCUUGUAUACUUACACUCUCUUGCCCUACUCCACAUUGGGCCGUUACUCGCCGUUGCCACCGCCGCCGCGGCGGCGGUCGCGCGCGUGACGUAGUAACGACGCGGACCGCUAGUGACGUCACACCGCGGCCGCCACCGCCACCGACGACGGUUGCCAACGGUUACGCGGGGCUCGUCGUCUGGCCAGGCGAUGCGCCGAAACACCCCCGCGCGAGACGAUCGCGGGGUUCGCCCGUCCAUUCCCCCUCCUCCUCCUCCUCCUGCCCCCCUCACGCCUCACCGCCGGUCGCGCAGAUCGUCUGCUACGCCACGGCCGUCACCGGGUACGCGACUCCUCCGCGCCGCCGCCCCCGGGUGUAUCGCCGCCGCGGUCUAUACUCGCGCGCGGUUCUCUUCAUUGAGGAUAACGCGGUGACGCGACGGCGUAUGUACCGCGUACCACAUAGUAUAAGGCCCGUGUAAUAAUAAUAAUAAUAAUAAUAAUAUGUACCGCAACAAUUACUACUGGUAUCACGCGGGCGAUCCGACGACGGCUACGUGUGCUCGUGCGUAUGUGCGUCUGUGCGUCCGGUACUCGUGCGUACGCGGCGGUUCGUUUGUGCGUACGCGUACGCGUCCGCCCGCGAUGAUGAAACGCGUGUAUUGAAACACCGUGCGAUAUACGCGGGCGUCAACUGUGCAAAUAGUGCAAACUCAUCGCGGGCCCGAUAGUAAACAGCGGUUUUUUUCCUCUCUCCCCAAUGCCUGUGUCAUACGCGUGGUUUUUUUUUUUUUUUUACUCUAAAACUCGCGUUUGUACAAAACAUCACGCGUGCGUACGUACGUAUACAUAAUGUGUAUGACAUUAUAUCGCGUGUGUUCGAAACUUGACGGUAAAAAAAAACGCGACGAAUAAACGUAACUAUACGCGUAUACCUCGUCGACUGCCGACCUUGAACGAACGACGUUCGCCGAACGGAUAUAUAAAUAAUAUAAUAUUAAUAACAAUCGUAUUAUUUUAAUAUUAUUACUGUUUUUGUCACGGUUAUUGUUGUCAACGUUCGCGGCGGUAUUUUCGAGAAUAACAACUCGAGAGGGCGCGAAACCCCGCGAAAGGGUAAACCGGACGCGAUUCAAAGGCGGCGGCGGACACAUCGUCGCCGCCACGCCAAAAGUUAUCGAACGUGAAUUUUUUUUUUUAUUUUUCGAUAUGAUGAAAUUGAUUUCAAUCGAAAACUAUGUGUUAAGUGGUUCCUAAACUACUACAGAUGUAAAUAGAAACGAAAUAAGGCAUUUACGCGCGCGUGUUUUUCGCUUUCGUCACUAUUUGUACGCGGUCACUUUCAGCAUCUGGUAGACACUGUCGACGCACAAUAAUUUUACAACCUCCCCUCUUUCUUAGACCCUUGCCACCGGACGCCCUUGUAAUAGCCACUGAGUAAAUAAGGAAAAAUAUACGGGAAACCACCUUUGUUUUCGCCUCCGGUAAAAGGUACCGGAAAUUCGAAUAUAGAUUACAUUAAUUCAGACAAAAUAUCGUCUAUCCAACGAUUAUACUGUUAACGUAGCAUUGUAUUGUUUACCGAAACCAGAAAAGAGCAAAAAUCACUGCAGGUCAAACCGGCACUGGGCAUAUAUUAUAUAAUAUUAUAAUUUAUGUAUACAUAUAGGUACGUGUAGCGACGAAAAAAAACAACAGAAAAAGUCGUGUUGUCGUGUUUAUGAGUACAGGGGACGCCUAAACAAUAGUCCAUAAAAUAACGCGUCCUAUAUAAUACGUCCGACCGCAGUAUAUGAAAAAAAAAAAAAAACACAUCGCAUUUUCCGGUCUAUUAUUGUAAUAUAAUUAUUAUUAUUGUUGUUGCUGCUGUCGUUGUUAUUUUGUGCGAAAAGUUGUUUGCGGUUUUCAUGUCGUAGUGUGUCGUACUGCCGUCUCGAUGAUUAAACGAUAAAAUGAAAUAAUGUUAUUAUAUCGACGUCCGAUAUUAUUAUUUAUAGGUACCUACGUAUACAGACUUCAGGUACUCGCUGUUUGUUUAUUCGAAUACAAUGUCUACAAUAAUAAUAUUAUUAUUACAGUGUCGGUGAAUGUGCCCCUCUGAGAGGCGUUAUCAGGGGAGCGGGGUUGCCAUCCGUUCUGUAUUUCAAAAGACGGUUGCCGUUUUUAAUCGAUUUGUUACGCGCCCCGUUUUAAUGAGUAUCGGUAAGCAAUAUGUCCCAUAUUUCUUAAAAUAAUAAGUUUCGAAAUGUUUGAAUAUCAUCAGGUCUAUGAUUUGUACAGUUAUCUCCAGAAAGUAUACAAGUUACGACCAUCGAUUUUUGCCAAACUCAAUUGGAAUCAUUGAUUUACGCGGCACUUUUUUUUUUUUUAAUUGUACAUGUAUCUAUUGAAGAUAACUAGCCUAACUCAUGUUGACAUUUUUUGUUUAUCAGUGAUCAUAAUCUAAGUACUGGUAAAUUAAAUUCCAUUUUGUAAAAUAAAUCGUCUCGUAUUUUUUACUUUUAAAGGUGAUAACCAACCCUAGGGGAGACUAUAACUACAUUUUGUUUUCUACACUGCACCGUAUGCAAACGUAUUUAAGGAGGAACACGUAUGUCAGAAAUAGUCUGCCAAGGUGUAUUAUAUAUUCUUCUUUAAUUAUUAAAGUGUUUUUUAUCAAUAUUUGUGUUAAGGAAGGAAUGUUCAAACAUCAUACAUGAUUCAAACAAAAAAGUUUGCAAGCAAAAUUUGAACUCCCUCUCCCCCACAGUGCUAAAUACGUACUGUCGUACUACGUCACUGUAUCGUCUAUUACAUUCAUAAUUAUACGUAUAAUUAUUGUAGUAUACAAUUUGUACAAAAUAUUAUCCAUCGGCACCCACUUGGUCAUUUUUAGUGAAUGUCCACUCCCCUCUUUCUUAAUAAAAAACACCACGAUCAGAUAUACCGAACCUUCCCCUUAUUAAUUAUCAGAGUUUCCCCAGUUCUGCCUCCGUCACCGCAGUAACUGUAUUUUAUCUGUAAAAAAAUAUUAUUUUGUUACAAAAUCUAACUAUACAAACUAUAAUUUAAUCGUUUACCAUUCAUUUUCCACAGCGUACCACAGUAGUAUAAGAAAAAUCUUAACCUACUGUAGAGUUACGAUGUGUGGGUCCACAUUUUGACGUAGAAAACCCCUUUUAAAAAAUGUUCUGUAGGGUAUUCGAUUACAGAACUUACUGUUAGCAAGCUAUUUAUAUUGUUUUUUACAUUUUUUGUUUCUGAUACCCACUGCGCUGCGCGGUAAAUCGAUUUCGUAUAUUAUUGCUUUUAAAUGCGUCCGAGAGCGAGGCGUAUAAUUUUUUUAUUCAAAUAUACUAUGGACGGUGGCGUUAACACACACACACACACACACACACACACACAUACACACAUACAUAUUACAGUAUAUACGUAUAAAUAUAUAAUUAUGCAAGUAUAGCGUAUAGUCGUGAUUAAUUAUUCAUUCAAACCCGAUCGUCUUCUGCGGUGUAUUAUGUGGUCGUGAACACCACGACAAAACGUUAUGCGCGUAAUAAUAUUACGAUUAAUACUAAUAUUCGUGUAAUAAUAAGUUAUUUAUUAUUUUAUUCGACUACGUUUCGAUGUUUCGUAAAAAUAUUUCGGACCGGGCAAUUAUUAUAAUUAUUAACGUGGAGUAGAUACGCUAAAUUUAACAUUGGGCGUGCACAGACUUCAUCUACAGAUUAUGCAAUAUUAUAGAAAAAUAGAACCCCGAAGUAUUGUAAUCAAAUUUAAUUGUCGGGCCCGGCUAAACAAAAAUAUAAUUAAAUAAUCACACAACGUCAAAUCACGUAGAUCUUAUUACAACGUGCUAUAGUUUGAAUUAGAUUAAUUAUAGCAAAUGUAAAAAUGACUCAAGUUUAAGUAUUUAUAUUUAUACUGUACAUUUUUGUGCCCCUGCAUACAAAGCCGCAGACUAUGCAGUGGCGUACCCUGCAUACGCCUAUGCUAAAUAUAUCUUUGGUCCCAGGUAAAAAGGGUUUCGGCCAACUUCGUAUAGUCUUCAAUACAAAGAAACUAAAUUUUAAGAAUUGCUAAACGGCUUUUACUAGGUAUGUAUAAUAAAUAUGCCUUAUACCUUUUUUUUCUAAAUAAAAAGUACAAUAUAGUGAUUUAAGAUAUUUUAAUUUUGAGGAUAACAUUUCGUGUUAAAUUUUAGAAUAUAUAUGCAUUAUACAUAAACUUUAUGCCAUUUAGAUAAAAAAAAAAGGGUAGAAAAUUAUUUUAAAAAUGCCGAAAAUUUACUUAAAUUAUUUUUUCCCGGGACCAAAGGUAUAAUAUAACGAUCUUUGAGAGCACACCCACUAGCAUUCUUUUUAAACCGUUUUAAAAUUUCUUGUAGUAACGUCGUUAGGUAUGCACUAGUGAUCUACCUCUAGAAUACACCACGCAGUUGUAUUGCUCUUGUUAACCGCCUCUGCUGCACUGUUUUAAAGUAAAACGAUUUCUAAACCUAAUUAUUUUAUUAUACACGUUUCUGAUUUUUGUAAAAACCUCAUCGCGUAGUCUCUUUGAACGUUUUUUAUAUGGUGUCUAUUAGCAUACAAUUUUACAAAUGUAUGCAUACAAUAAUAUUUUCUAGUAGUAAUACCGUUUCCCCUUAAUAAUAGGUUUAUGGGUUAGAUUUACCUAUUCUCCCUCCUUUCCUCGACCCAGUGGCUUGGAAAACCCUGGUCUCGAUUGUAAUAAUAAUAAUAAUAAUAUUGUCGAGUAUCGGCGGUAACACUGCGCAUCCGCACGAAAUGGAUUUGCAUAAAUUAUGUAUAGGUAUAGGUACACGGGGAGGGUAUAUGCGCACGCGAGAGGGUGAACUUUUUGACCUUGACUUUCGUUCGGACGUUUAUUUUGCUAUUAGAAGGGGGAAAGGGAGGUGAAGGGGAGAGUGCGCGGAACAGUUGCAGUCGGGACAGGGUUGGCGAUAACAAUAUAUUGUAUUGUAGCCAACCUUUAAUAUAAUAUAUUAGGUAUAUACCAGCGCGGUAUGCUUAUGGUAUAUACCACAAUAUUUCGCGUGGCGCUUGUGUUUAUAUAAUAUGUACUAUAUGUUAUAUUGUAUAUACAAUGUGUGCUUUAAUGAAUUCGACCUUGCGUAAGGUUAGCUUUAUAAUACGAAUUUCCACACGGCGUAAAACGCGUAUAUAGCACAAUGGUAUAAUUACAACAGUUGUACAGCCGCCAGUGCGGUACAUCAUGUGCAAGAGUACUACGUGUAUAUGUAUAUUUUAUCCCGUAAAAAAAAAAAAAAAUACCAUUUGUUCUCAGACAAUUUUUAUUAUUUAUUUUUUAAUAUUAUAUUGUUUCCGGGAUUUUUUUUUGCUCUGUCGUCGUGUUCGCGAAAACCGUAAAAAUAUUCAAAAAUAUUAAUAAUGAUAAUAGAACAGUCUAUAUAAUCGCAGCGGCGGAAACCUUCGCGUAAAAAAAAUAUCAUAUAUACGUUUAUAUAUUAGAGGACACUCGUUAUGCGGCAUUGUAUAUAAUAAUAUAUUAUACGUACUUAUAUACGCACCCACGUUCGCGGUUUUAUUUUGUUCGAUUGACGAAUUCGCAAAAAAGAAAAAUAGAUACAAAUUUCAUACUAAAAAAAAUCAUACCCGCAGUAUUAUAAUCGCCGACUAUAUACGGGCGUAGGAACAUUUUUGGCACUACUAUACAUUAUUAUAUAGUGACCCCAGUCCAGGGGCGGGGUGUAAGCAGAGUUCGGGCCAUGAGAUGGGAAUUUAUCCAGGCCACGCGACAUCCCUACCCCACAAUAAAAUACCGAAACAAAAUUGUUCUAGAUCCCAAUGCUUAUAUUAUUCGUAUAGAAAGCCUACAAUAUUAUAAAAAUAUAUUUUUAGUUGAUUGUCAACUUUUAAAUGAUAUUGAAAUUGAAACAAUGUGUUCAAGUGUUUGAAAACUUUUAAUCAGACCGUAAAAUAAGCCGUCUAGAAAAUUAUCGUUUCUCGACAGGCCACUCCAUCCCAGACCCAAUAAAAUACGUGAUAACGGUCAUUUCGCGAUGAUAAUAAAAUAAUGCUUGGGCACCAAAAGUUAUAAAAACCAUGGCACGUUUGGGCUCUGGUUAUAUUUACAGUCUUCAAUUUAAUUAUGCGAAAUGUUAUUUAUUUAUUUUUUUUUUUUUUUUAAUACUUAAUGAUUAAUGGACCUAUGUAAAAUCUUUUCGAAAAUUAUUUUGAUUUAAUAAAAAGAAAACGGUGGAACAUGUUUUUCGAUUUGGCAUUACUGUUGUCUCGUCUGCAAAGCACAUUUGCAAAAUGAUAUAUAAUAUGCAUAUGUAUAGUAUAUACCAAUUUUCUGUCCAAAUGAUGACGACGGCCAAUUUCCUCACCAGGUGCAUAGAAAUUAUAAUAACAAUUGGAGAUUGUUUAAAAUUAUGAAAUUUCGAAAGAUCGAAAACCUGGUACGAUGGCAACGUCCCAGUGCAUGCAUAUUUUUAGUGAUGCUCAUUAUUAUGUAGGUUGGUUUUCGUUUUUGUUCCGCCGACACGACGUUUUUAUGCGAUUGCGACGACGGUUUUAUGUGACGCCAAAACCAAAAGUGUACCUAUAUAAUACCUACCAUUCGAUUCAACGUUGAGUUUUAACACUCAUCACGACUCACGAGUCGAAUUAAACAUAUUUUAUGAUUUAAUAGAACGAUGUAUAAUAUAUUACGUGGUCGGACGUUUUAAGUGAUAAAAUUCUUCUUUUAUACGCACGACAAUAAAAAAAAAAUACCAAAUAAACAACCUAUCAAUGAAUCCCGCAAUUUAAAAAUUAAUUUUGUAAUGGAAACGGCGAUUAUCGUAUAUAAUAAAGAGCGCGUUAUCGCAGGACAAAUAAACCGCUCCGGUUUUUCGUUUUGUUUUGUUGUUUAUCAUGCGGUUAUUCGCGGUUAUUAUCAACUCUUUAUAUUGUAUUAAGAGUCCAUGGCCGUACCGAAAUCACUCUAUAAAACAAUAAUAACGAUAAUAUAUUUUGUGAUUGUAGUGUACAAUACAAACAUAAUAAUUAUUAAAUUGUAUCGAUUUUCAUCGAGUGCUCUAUGAUGGAUAAACGUCCUUUUUUCUCUAACUGUCUCUCCUAAAAAGCAAUAAUAAUAAUAUCAGUUUAUUUUAUUUGUCAAUGUAAUAAGGAGCGUUUUCCGGGAAUGAUGGCUAUUAUGACGAAAACGUGUUCAAAUAAAUAAUUGAUUAUAAUCGACAAUUAUGACGCCGACGUGCUAUAAUUAUAAAUAUACGCGAAAUGCCAUGAUUUUUACGAUUUCCAUUAAAAUUUGAACUUAAAACAAUAAUUUGACCGACAAAUAUAACUUACAAUGAACCAUGUUUUCAAUUUCAAGCACGUCUGCUUGGCCAAAACAUUUUAUCACCAUAUAAAACCUAAUAAAAACGAAAAAUCUCGAAAAUAUCAAAUGUCUGUAUUUAGAUCAAAAAUCAUCGGAAUGUUUUGAAAAUUUUAUCAGGUCUAUAAAAUACUAGUAUAAGUAUUCUGUAAAAAUUUCGGGUUUCUAAAAUUAUUUUUACCGUAAAUGCAACAAAAAAACAAAAUCAAAAAUAACGAAACCCUUUUUACCCGUUUUCUGUACAUUUUCACGUAAUUUUCGCUACCGCAAAGAAACUCAAAAACUGAAAUCAUUUAAUGCAUUAACUAGACAAAUUUAUCAUUCAAAAAAAAUAAAUAUAGCCUAUAGGACGCGUGGAGGGGUGCGGUUAGUUUAUUGAAAAAUUUCACGACGUGAAAUUGUGUAUUAAAAGACAAUGGAUACAUACAAUUAAUCGUAAUUAGUAGAACAGACGUGUGAAAAUAUUUGGGACUUUCGACACCAUGAUAUUGCUUCUCAGCUCUAGGUCAAUAUAACAGAGUAAAUUUUGAUUAUGAAUCCAUUUUUUUUUUUUUUUUUUUUUUUUUUAUAUAUUUAUAUAUAUAAAUCAUCAGGAAAAUUUUCGUCGAAAUCUUCGUGAUUACAUAAAUCACAAUGUUAUAUAAUAGACGAUGGUUGACUAUUCUUCUUCCCACAACUAUUCGGAGGUUAUUCUUUAGAUCUUAAACUCGGCAUUAUUGUAUUUAUAAUCUUUGGUUAUAUCGUCUCUAUUCGCAUCGGAUGUGCAUUAUUUCCGAACCAUCUCCAGUCUAUAACCUCUCAUUCGUCUCUUGUUGACUAACUAAUUAAUUAAUAUUUAAUCGCGAAGAUUCUACAAAAGGGGGAUUUUACUGAUAAAAUUGUUCAAAUAUCGACCGGAUGUUGAAGAAUGGACUCUGUGCAAAACCUGCCUUUACCAUUUCCAUAUUCGUCCGGUCAAAAUCGUUUAUUCGGUAUAUUAUACGCAAUACAAUAUUAUUAUAUUAUCGGGUUCGGCCAUCCUUUCGGCGGCCCCGAAAAGUCGGGUAACACCCACCGUGACGAUGAUAUUAUACGUUUUAAAUUUUAAUUCGACUCGCCCGAACCAAUUUAAAAUUUGUAUUCUGCACCAGCGUCGCUAUAUUAUUAUUAUUACUUAUUAUAGGAUCGGCGCUACCGGUUUAUACAGAUUGUAUCGCUACUUCCUACAGUUAAAAAAUAUACAAUAUUUGUUUCGCCAGAAUCGUGUAUAUUUGUAUAAAAAUUAACGAAAAUGUCGAUAAAUCGAUCGAAUAAAGCAUUUUAAGUAUCUACUAUCUACUACCAGUCAGAAAUUCCACAACUUUUGAGGCACUUCGACAAAUUUGCUCGAAGCAUUUGCCUAACUUAAAAAGAUGAAUAAGAAAAGAUGUUUCUAAUAAAGUACCGCCGUCGAAAAAUCAAUAUUUUUUUAUAAAGUGUUACAUGAAAAACCUGAGAAUUUUUACUAAUCAAAUAAAAAACAUUUUCGUCCCGCCGCGCCGAUGAUUUUCAUUUCAGAUAUAAAAACACGUGAAACGAAUAAAAUAAAGGACGAUAUUCUGAAGGGAAAAUUAAACAUUUCGUAUACAAAGCUAUAACCGUAUAUAUUCAUUUUGCCGUGACCGCGAGAUACACGUGGUCGAUAUCGCCCGCGAACUCGUUCUCCGCGGUCGUAAUGAGUGCGUUUAUUAUUUUUUUUUUUUUUUUUUGCAGAAAGCCAAAUAUAGGUACGAUUACGACGUCACAACUAAAAAAAAAAUGCGAGACGAACGUUUUGCCAGUGUUUCCCAAAUAAAUUUUACUCGGUGACUUCUUCUCCUAAAAAAAAACACUAACAUUAACACGCAAAACCUCAGAUGUAUACGUAAUGUACUAUAGAUUGCUAAAUAGUAAUAAGAAGUAAGAUUCAAUCCGCCAUUUAAUUCGUGGCCCACGUGCCUCAUCAUCCACUUUUAUAUUGUGAUAACUGUUACAUCGUAAAAAAGUCUCGGUUUUAGAUACCGCGGAAACAAUGGUAAAAUGACAGACUCUGCGGAUAUCAUCGCUAUAAAAAAAUGUACGAUAAGGCCCAUGGGUCUCGAAUUAAGUGGCUGCUGUUCGCUUCAAGCAAUUAUACGAACAAUAUAAUAUAGCAUACUUAGAAAGCAAUAUAACAGAGAAUGGCCGCAGCAAAACAAAAUAUAUAAUCAGCAGGAUAGCACAGGUGAAAAGAGCUUUCCAAGAUAAAAACCAUAUACUGACUACUAAUAGCGUCAGCCUGGUGAUGAGGAAGACGUUACUAAAAUGUUAAAAUAUAUAUAUUAAGUGUGGUGCUGGAAACUUUUGAAAUGUGGUGCUUAAGGACAAUGCUUGUAAUACCCUGGACCAGUGACAAAUGAGAAAUAAAGAAGUACUAAUCCAGUUUAAAAAAAUAAAAGACCGACAGUUAUGGAAAAUUAUUCAAUCCAGAAGAUGAUAGGACACAUAUUAAAAUAUGAUAUUUUACUAGAGACAAUAAUUGAAGGUGAUGUUGAAGUGCGCAUUGGAAGAGAAGCCCUGCGAAAACUAAUCUAAUGAUCAAGAACAAAAGAAAUAAUUUAACUCUUAGCUAUGUAAUAUGUAUUAUAUAUAUUUGUUAUAAUAUUUAGUAUCGACAACUGAAUAGUCCGAAAAAACGGUUUGACGAUAAGAAUAGGUAUAUUGCUCCGAACAUUUUAUAAAUAUUUGACCGACGACAGUUGAUCGAUUAUUAUUUAUUAUUCUAUUUAUUUAUAUAAUUUGGUAUAAUAUUUUAGAGUUUGGCUGUUCGCGUCCCGGCGUAAUGGCUAAGAGGUAUUAUACACGCACCGUAGUAUUACAUUUCUCGUCUAUUUUUAGACUACCCUUCUGUUCACGUCUCGUCACGGCAUCCAAAAACUUCAAACACUAAUUCAAAUAUUAUAACAAAACGAUGGACUACCAUCCUGUCCAUCACCACGCACUAGAAAAUAACAACAGUUUCUAUAAAACGGUUAUAAAAUAUUAUGCAUUAAUCGUAAUUAUUGUAAAAAAAAAAAAAAAGAAAUGAAAUUGAAAAGAAGAAAAUGUCAAAUACCUAUAAAUAGGUCAAACAUCGUCAGAAUAUUUUGAAAAUUUGACAAUGGUUAUAAGAUAAUAUAAGUACUCUACGAAAGUGUCGAAUCUGUACGAUUAUUUUUAACCGAAUUAAAACAAGAAAAAACAAAAUCGAAAAUAAUGAAACUGUUAUUAUCGUAAAUAUUCCGUUUCUUCAACAGUUUUUUUCGAUUUUUAGCAAAACUACAAGGAAAAUUAAAAGGAUUACUUCCCGUAAAGCACCAAUCAGACGAAAUUUGCUUUUAGAAAAGAUGCUGCACUUUAAAAAUAGGAACAAGAUUUCUGGUGAAAAAUUUGUUAACGGGUAAUAGAAAAAAAAAAGUAUUAAUACGACAUACCUACAGAACUAUUAUUAUAAAAAUGAAGUGCAGUAGAUAUUAUGUAUGAUAUUUUGACGGUGGCAGUGAAUUUUAUUUGUAUCCUAAACUGUGUGUAUGUGUGCCAAAAACGUAGACAAUUAUUAUUAUUAUCUACAAUUACCACAAACGAAAACGAGAAUCUGUUUCUUUUACGUAAAACCUUUCUUUCGUUUGAAAGAAUAAUCGCUUCUAUCGUUGUGACGGUUAACGGCGGCGAAUGAAUCACUCUGUAUGCAUGUGUGAUAAUGUUCGUCUUUUAUUUGGUCCUAUCGCAGGACUCGACUAUUCCGAUAACGUUUUUUUUUUUUUAAGUAUAGUGUAUUGCCAUCGUAUUAUUAUUAUAUUUCCAAAACGCGCCGUCGGACCUUUGACCGAGAGUGUAGGGAUAUUAUUUUGGCGGCGUGGCGUUGUCAGCUAUUUUAUAUUAUAUGCAUUUAGUCGGAUGACGUAGUAUUUAUUAGCCGGUAUUAUUAUUAUUAUGUAUUAUUAUGUCGUCUCGUCUCGUCUUUAUCUCGUAAAUUAUGUCUACGAGAAGUCAUAUUAUAGAGCACAUAUUUUAUUAUAAUUAUAAUACGAAAAUCCCCCACCAUUAUAAUAACACAAUAAUAUUAUAAACGUCCGUUUCUGAACGGCCGCAAUAAUAAAUAUUAUGUGCCGCACAGAUAAAAUGCAUAUCUCCUGCUCGUCGUCGCGGUAUAGUCUCGGUUUUUGUCAUUGAAACCAGUCGUAUACGUUGCGAUUUUCGAUAUUUUAUUGUUUAAUCGACAGAGUUUUUCUCAUUUGUUAACACACGAAAAGUCAUCAAAUCACCUCCACCAACCUGAUCAAAAAUUCUGCAGCAAAGAUCUUGUAAAGUUUCUGAUUGGAGCAAGAUUCACGUGGUAGAAAAGUGAUUUACAGACACACCAAAAAAAAAACUUGAUCAUAGUAAAACCAAUACACGCUUCGUUUCGCUCAAAAUCUAAAAAAUGUAUAAUUCACAAAAUCGUAAAAUAACAUAUAACCUAACCUAACUUAUAUUGUUCUUCCAUAAACGUCAUUUGGAACAAAAUCAUAGGGUAGCAAGCAUUAUCUUGAAUAAUAUUAUGUUUAAUUCAGUAUUGUGGUCUAAUGAAGUGAGGGAGCAGUCAGUGGCUCAAUUUUCCAUCAGAUUUUGGUAGAGAUGUAUCUAAUAAUAAUUAUAGAAAUACAUUAGGCAAUCAUUUGAGCAAUAUUUUUUACUUUCAAAUUCGAUAUCAUAUAGCCGAUAGCGUAUAAUUGUAUUGGUGAAAUCAAAUUACGAAAAACCAAGAAAAUUAUAUUUUUUUUACAAAUUACUCAUUGGGUAGCAGUGGGAUUUGCAACCCCGAUAAAAAUGACUUGCUAUCCUUCGCUAUCCCGUAAUGACACCUAUACUAUUUUUCUAUGCAAAACAAAUAAAUCGAAAAAUAUAUAGUUGAUAUCUCUAAUAAACAAUUAGUGGGAAAAUUUUACCGAGAAAUUAAUUUCGGGUAUGUGUGCGAUACUACGAAAGUUUCGCAAAAACUUUUCAUUUUUUUUUUCUCAAGACAGAUUCUCUUACUUAUAUAUUGAACGUACAUGUUUCGGAUCAUAGUCCCGUCAUAUUUCUCGAACGAUUGUUACGCGCGAAAGUGACUAUCAUUGUUUUUUUUCCACUCGAAUAAUAAUAAUAAUAAUAAUAGUAAUGAAAAAACUCCUAACGUAAGCGGAUCUGUCUAUAAAAAAAUAAAACGCCCGUCAGUGACCUAAUAAGUGCUCGCGUUUCGUCAAAAACAGACAGUUGUCGUGUAUAAUACUUGUGUAGCGAGCUCGAUGUGAUAGACUGCAAUCGAUUGUAUGGACAAGGAAAAAAAAAUUAUUAUCGUAUACAAUAUUCCGGUUUUUUCGAUACGAUACUAAUAAAGAUAAUAUAUUUUAAAGUAUCGCACGUCUUGUUUUCAGGUCGAAAAUAAAAUUUCGAUGAGGUUUGAAACAUUUCAUUCUCUCCUCCCUAAUAAUUUUAACUGUCUUUUAGAUUCUGGUCGAAGCAAAUUUUAUUGAUUUUUUUUUUUUUUUGUAUAAUGGUUAAUCGAUCUCCCGAACGGCUCUGGCGAGCUAGGACUCGAUUCAUAGACUAAAGAUCAAAACGGUUUUUUUUUUUGUACACAUAUUAUUACGUCAUUAUCAAAUCUGUUGUUUUUAUUGGGAGCUUCGCGAGAAACACUAAAUGUGCGCCAUUACAAUAUUAAACUUUAUGGGCGAUUUUUAGCCUUAUUCCGUGUAGACAUAUUACCGCAAAAGAAAAUCAUUUGUAAUAUAUAUAUUUUUUUUAUUUCACAAAGAACUGCAGUGUGCAAUUUAUUUAGAACUGCACGUUUCGAUUACCGUACUGCAGAAAUACAAAACCCCGACCGUACCUAAAAAUAUGUUGCAUGCGGUUUUUUGUUUGUUUUAUAGAUGUUUGUCGAAAUUACCUACAACAGAGAAAUUAUAUUUUAAGGAGAGGUAUACCUGCAUAAAAUAAUAAUAAUACAUUAUUAUUGUCGAGUUACUCAAAACGUUGGCGUGUUUGCUCGUGCAGAAAAGUUUAAAAAGAUUAUUAUUUUUUAGCGUCUGCGGGCAAAGUUAUCUUCGGCGUAUAUUAUUCACUUACGAGUUUCGACAAUAACACGCGAUAUAAUAUUAUUAGGUAGGUACCUAUAUAACCUUACUAAUAUUCUGGAAACGACACUGGCGUUCGCGGCACGUGUCUAUCGAAACAAUCGUCGUCUAAUUGCGGUCGGCAAUUUUUUCAAGGUGCGAAUAUUAAAUAUUAUAAUAUAUAUAUAUAUAUAUUUAAUAGAGAAGAAUAUACGAAAUUGUAUACGUUCGUUUCGGCGCUGUUAAAAAAACAAACAAAAAAAAAACCGUAAACGCGUAUAUUUCUCGCACACCAAAUCACCUCCCGGCCGUGGCUAUUUCCACCUAAUAUAUAAGCCCGCGGUUCGGUUAUACGUAAAAAUACGUAUGAUUUUUCAAUGGCAUUCGAUAAAAUCUUCGCGAUGAGUUUUUUAACGAUCAACAUUUCAAUUCCUUCAAUGAAUUUUAUGCACCCGGAAAAAAAUUAAUCAAAAUGCCCCGUUUACGCGAUAUACUCGUAUUCGUUACUGUCUCCGGUGUACUGCUUGUGUAAUAUAUUAUUUAUUUAUCCUGAAUAAUAUCGCGGUGAUGGGAAUAAGAAGCGGGAGUUUUUCUUUCGAUAAAUAUUUAAAAGUGUAUAGUGUAUAUUAUACAUGUACCUCUUCUAAUUUUUAUAAAUCUUCUCGUGAACGCGACAAUUCUAGAUUCUCGUGACCCUGUAGGGAAUUUUUUAAAAACGUUUUCUAUGUUCAAAUGAACACACGGUAUAAAGUCCAUUGGCACUCUGCUGUAGACUUUACUUAAUGCGUAAUGUUCAGUGAUAUCUAUACUAUAUAUUAAAUAGAAAAUCGUAUAGAAAAUUUUUUAUUUUACAUAGGAAAAAUACUCUCAUUGGAAGAGUAACUGGGGAAAGACCAAUAGUUUAGGGAAAAUUUGGUGUAUUUAAUCGUGAAUUUUUUUUUAAAAUAGUUUUUUUUUUUUGGAUAAUCACCAAAAAUUUCGCUGUAAUAAGAAUCCCAUCCCUCUUAUCUCUUAUUACUUAUUGCUUUCGAUCACUGUUCGUUUAUUAUACCAAUUCGAAUAUAUUUUUAAAUAGUCUUCUUUCGAAUAUAGAAAAUAUGAUCGUCGUACAUUAUUAUUAGAGUAGAGUAAGGAUUUCAAAACGUUAAAAUUUACUCACUAAAUCAAAAAUACGUUAAAAAAAAUAAAUAAUAAUUAUGCUCUCAAAAUCUUCAAAUACAAAUCCUUAAAAAGAGUUAAAAAAAUAAUAAUUUUAGUGUACGCUAAAACAAAAUUUAAUUAAAACUUGUUGCGUACAUUCAAAGGCAUUCAAAUCUUAUAAUAUAACUCGACGUGUACACAACUAUAACGAAUAUAAAACAAACAUUCGUUACUCCUCUGCACUGCGACGUAUUGCGUAGGUAGGUAUAUUAUAUUAAUUUUUUUGAAGUAUCCAUUUUGUUUUUUGUUUUUUAUUCCGUCCUCGUCGUCGUUACACGCGUACUUAGCGGUUAUGUUAAAACGCAUGCGGUGCGGGCAAUUAUAUUAUUAUAUAUGCUCGUACUUAUUAUGUUAUUACCGUCGUCAUCGUAAUAUUUUUAUAAUAUAUUGAAAUUGAAAUAAAUAGUAUUUUAAAACGAGUUUACGACGACGCGUUAUCAUUUUUUAGUGCAUUUAACUAAACGACGACGACGGCAGCGGUGUGAACGCCGACGUUCAUCCGCCCGGAACCGAAUAUAAAAUAAUUUCGUCGAAAUAUAAAUUUUAUUUUCGAAUUUUUACUUUAUUUAAUAAUAUAAUAUUAUUGCAGCAUACUGCAAACUGUAAUAAUAAUAAUAAAAAAAGAAUACGGACAUACUUCGCACGAUGGAUGAGCCACUAUUAUAGAUGAGAAGUUGGGAAGGUAAAAUAUAGAGGGGAACUUAAUGUUCACAUAAAUUAAUCAUUGCUAACGAAAAACGAUUCUGAGCGGAGUUCGAUUAUACGUGUUUUAAAAGGCCGUAAUAUUUACGAUUUGAAAAUAAUAUAAUAAUAAUAGUUUCCCGGGUUUUUUUUCCUACUUAUUAGGAAAACUCCAGAGAAAAUCAAAAAAUUACCUCUUUAAAGUACCUAUCCAGUCAGAUUUCGUUUUAGAAAAUAUACUACAUUUGAACAUCGGAGCAAAAUUUCUAGUAGAAAAAAAUAAAAUAAACAUCAUUAUACAACCAAAAUAAAAUUACGAACAAAAUGUAUACACUUGAUGUUUUUUUUUUUUUUUUUAAAAAAAUUUCAAGAAGGUAAAUUUUUAAUAUUAUAUUAUAUAGGAAUGUAAACGUACGAAGACGUUCGUUUAUUUAUAGACGUAUUUAUAUUAUAAUAACAUUACGCGUUUAAAUAUUAUAAUACUUGUAUCUUACAUACGUAUGUAUAUUAUUAUAAUAAAGCGCGUAAAGUGAUGCAGAGUGCCAAAGUAUUUAUUGUUGCGCGCGAGUUUAAAUAAUAGUAUUUAUUUUUUUUUACCACAUUACUCGUGCGAGCCUAAACGGUCCGCGAAAAAAUUAAAAGAAAGAGAGAGACAAAUUAGCGUCUUGUUUGUCCCAUCACCGCCGCCGGCCUUGCAGGCUGCAAAAAACGUCGUGAAAUAUUAUUUUAAGAACAUUAAAAAGAAAAAAAAAAAAAAGUCCGCGACGAUUGGCAACAGAUCAAUAUUAUUAUAACGUAUAAAAAAAAAAUAUAUAUAUAUGAGUAUUUAAAUUUUAAGUAACGUAUACGACGACGGCCUGCACAUUUGCCAAUCACAGUGGUGGAUAUUAUAUACGUACACACGCCGCGGUAUAUUUUAAUUAUUUUAAUUUUGUUUUUUUCAAAUAUUUUUACCGCUAAGUUGAGUUCAGUUCGGAUGCUGCUGCCGUCGCAGCGGACGACUCGCGGUAUAUAUAUUUUUUUUAUUAUGUUUUGUUCUCUCCGGUAAAUUACUGUACACGAAAUUUUCGUCUAGUGAUGGUGUUUGUCGACUUCGGGGGAACUUGCAGACAAAAUAUAUUCCUCAUUAUAGUAUACUUAGGUACGUUUUUUUUUGUUUUUUUUGUUUUUCCCGGCCACGAUGUUAUAAUUAUAUUUUUUAUAAUGUGUUUGUGUGCGGGUUUUUAUCCGCCCCGAGCCGUUCGUUAAUUCUUUUUUUCUCGCGGGCGCAUUGGGACUAUAGUCUAUAGUAUUAUUAUAUAGGUAGGUACCUAAUGAAUGACGCGACGACUUCCGGAUUUUCCAUUUCGUUUUGUUUUCCUUUCGCCAUUUACAGCGGGUACGUAACUCCGUAAUCCCGUCGAUAGUUUUUUGUCGAAUACGCGAUUUGAGCUUUGGAAUGUUUUAACGUCUCGAGUCCUCGUCGGUGUUUUUCAUAUUAUUAAACAAUAUUACAUGGUUUUUAUGUGAUUCUGUAGCGCAUUAAACAACAAAAUAUCUGUCGCGGUGUGUUCAAUUUACGGCGAAUUUCGCGUUGAACUAUAGGCGCAAAGUCGAAUACUAUUUGUUGCUGGCGUAAUUGCAGUACACGACUCUGUCUUGUAGCUUUGGCUAUCGUAUUCAUAUCGCGUCAGUACAGUUUUCCUCGGUACUUCCCAGUGGUCUAUUUGCUUGGCGUUUCAUCGCUGCCUUACCUGCAGUCUCGUAUUUUUCUCUCUUCGUUAUUUGCAAAAUAACAAUAUCGACAUUUUUCUGAAGAUCCCCGCGGUCCUCCUGUAGAAAUAGUUCUGCGGAAAUUCAUUAUAGUAUUAUAUCGGACAUUUUGCGUUUGUAUUUUUGACAUUUUCCCCCGUAAAAAUUUAAGCACGCCCUUACACCAACGGUCCCCCAACCAAAGGAUCCGGCACUGAUUAUAAUGUUAAUUCAGUGGCGCCCGAACUGUAUUUUUAUGGUGUAGCAGAAUCUGAAAUUGAAAACCACCACCCACCUCGAAAACUUUUACACUCAUAAAUAUGCACUUUCCAACCCCUAUACAACGUACUGCCGUGAACGUUUAUACCCAUUCUGCCCGACUACGGGGAACGCCCGGCCGAAACACGAUGCGUAGCAACGUGCUACACUCGAAGUUUAGUUCGGGCGCCGACGAAUGUUACACUCGUUAUCGGUGAAAAACUGAUAUACAAAUACCUAUGCACGCGAACUUCCGCGGCCCAUUUUAUCAUUAUCAUCGUCAUUACGAUUGUUGCGAUUUAUGUCGUUAGAUAUUAUUAUUAUAUAUAAAUAUGUUUUUUUUAUUAUUAUUUUAUUCUAUGAAAAAUAUAAUAUUCGUUCAACCUUCGGUCACGAUACGCACGAACAAUGGCCGUAUACACUUUAUUCGAUAGCAUUAAAUAAUACGCGCACUCGAGCACACGCGUCAUUAUUAUUGUACAUUUUAUAAUAGGAAUAAUGACGAUGCCAAACAUCCUGGUUAGGGCUGAACGGUUCUAUUCUAGAACGCGCGAACGCCGGUGCCGCCGCCGGUCGUCCCCCGCCGGCCUACCGGCGUGUGCCCGCGCGCAGUCCGUUAUGUAGGUUAGGCCGUAUUUCAAUAUGCCGCCGCCGCCGAACGUUAGCCGCGAGCUGGCUGGCGACCUCGUAACGACGAGCUCCGCGCGCGCGCGCACACGAUAAUAGGCAGGUAUAAUGCCGCGUCGCGUUAUCGUCGCCGAUAACACGAGCGGGGUUAAAAUCGUAAUUAUUGCUGUUGUCGCGAUAACGGUGUAACUGGUAAUUUGUGUUUACCGCGCCGCCGCCGCGCCGUCCGUUUUGAAACGCGUAAACGGACGACGCGAUUGGAGGAGCGUUACCUACGCGCGUGCGCGCGCCGCGUACAAUUGUAAUAAUAUGUUCGCGUGUACGUACACGCGGCGCGUAACGGCCGCGUUUUGGCGUCGCAGCUUUCAGCAAGCCGGUCACCCGCCCCGGUUUGUGGCGAACAAACCGUUUCGGCGAUGUCGUUUACCGCGAUAAUAAUCGUUUGACGGCCGUACGGUCACUUUUCCACCGGUAUGUUGCUGUCGCGGGAUCAUCGGCGAACAGUCGAACGCCGCGUUCGCCGUCUUCGGCCGUGUCCGUUGGUCGGGUUUACUGUAAAUCCGUUCGGCGGCCGAGCAGCGAACAGCGCGGCAAACUGUUUACCGAAAACUGUAUCGCCAAAACGCGUCCGACGUGUACAUAGCGUAUACGCAGGUAUUGGCCGUCCGGUCGCGCAGCUCCGUUUAUUCGGCGGGUGCCUAUUUGGAGUCGCACCUGUAUACACACACGCACACGUAAAGGCACGUCCGCACCUGAGCACAUUGAGGCCGAGCAGCCGAGAGGUUGACGAUCGCUCCGCACGUUGAAUAUGCGCGUACAGAAGCGGCAGAAAAUGUGCGCGGAAAACCGAACAAUCGCAAUCCGUACGUCGGGCGCAAUCGGUCUCCGCGGAAUCCGCGUUCAAUGUGUUGCGGCGAUUCCCAAAGUUUUUUAAAAAAAAAACAAAACAAAACAAAACGAAAGCACCGAGUCUAAUGAUCAUGCGCCUACCUACUGUAUAUUUUAACUCUCAAGUACAUUCGUGUAUGAUCGUCAAAAACCUAUAAACGAAUGCUUGUUUUGUGAUCGGGUGUGGACGCCGCUUUUGUGUACAUCGCGUGUGUAUAAUAAUAAUAUCUAUAUAUAUUAUGUAAAUCAAGUUCUCUAAUUUAUUUUUCGCGUACCGCUUAUAUGUAUUAUGGAUCAGUCACGUACUUCACGACUAAAAAUUGAACUAUUCAGAAUGCCUAUACAUUUAUUUCAAAAUUAUUAGGUAUCUAGCAGUAAAAAAUACUGCAGUAUAAUUAACAUUAUACAAAUUAAGAAAAUAUAAUGUCGUAGUCGGUCGAUUAAAAGCAUUUGAAAAAUAAAACGUACAGUGAGUGUAGCAGAGAUGAGAAUAGAGUUACGAGAGAAGAUAGGACAAGGAAUGAGUAGGUUAGACGUGGUUUCGAUAGUUGACAAAAUGAAAGCAAAUAGACAGAGAUGGUUUGGGCAUGUCGUAUAAGUAGAGACGAAACAGUACGAAUUGUAAUAGAAAUAAACGUAGAAGAAAAUAGGGGUAAAGAAAUAUCGAAAAAUAAGUGGUUCGAUGAGAUUGAGAACGAGGAUAUGAGGACGGCGAGUGAUGUAUAUGCAAGAACGAUGUGGGAGAUUGGGUCAAAUGGAAGUUUAGAACGAGUGAUAAUCGAAUAGUCGGGACGAAGGCGAAGUAGAAAAAUUAGACAAUUUUACGAACUGCCAUCGGUCGGCCUGUUGCCUACCGCAUACCCACCACAGUUUGAAAAUCGCUUAUAUAAACAGAAAUAUAUCGUAUAAAUUGUAUACGGUGUAAUUUUCGCAAGGCGGCUUUGUCGACGAUUUUACCGCCGUUAAACGACGAGCAUUUCGGGUUUUCGAACUUUCGUAUACGCACGAAAUGUAAUAUCGUUAUUCGACUUUCGUUUAACCCAGUCCAUAAAAUUCGGUGCACAUCCCGCAGUACCUAAUACACUGCAGGACCGUAAUAUCGUCGAGUUGCGCGAUACGCGAAACCUUAUACAUACGUAUAUACGGUUCCAAAAUUGUUGGUUGUCUCCCCGUGGUUUUGAAACCUUUUCUCUCUCUCUCUCUCUCUCUCUCUCUCUCUCUCUCUCUCGGUCUUAACAAUGUAAUAUCAUUAUAUAAUAUCGGAUUCGUUUUUAAAACCAUUCGAGUAUUAAAUUAUAAUCCGUAGUUAUUGGUACAACCGAAUUAUAUUCGAAUAGUUUUUUUUUUUUUUUUUUCAAAUAUUUUAUAGUUCAUCCGAAUAAAAGCAUUCAGUCACGGAGAAAAAUAUUCAAUUGUCCAUCUAGACUUUCGAAAACUAUCGAUAGUGUAAAUUAUUCGGAAGCGUCUUUCACUAUAGUAAUGUUUAUGCCGUCUGAAAUCGGUUUAGUAUUCUGCACUGCAAUAAUAUAUUAUCAAAAUAAUCCUUGGACGUUUCUGAUCGGCCCGUGACCACCCGUGUAUUUUUGGAAUUACAAUAAUAAAACAAUUUUAGUCCGUGGCUUGUUCUGCGAUGGAAACGACCCUUGCUGCUGUACACAUCACUCGAAUCAGCCGCUCGCGCGUUUCUGGGUCAACGAGUCGCCCGCGGAAUAAGGAGGGUUCACACUGUAGAGCUUUGACGUUUGCUUGUAUCGGGGAAAAAUUAAUAAAAACAAAUUGUUCUGGAACAAAGGAGAAAAUAAUGAUUUUAUCAUAUAUUUUUUUUUAUCAUAAAAAUGCACACUUAAUAUUUCUUGAGUGCAGAGUUUGCUUCACGUGUUUAGUUUUCUACUGACGUGAACUAACUUGUAUUUUGUUCAGCCCGAAUACUCGCACAUCGUAGUCCCAAACAUCAAACAAUCGUUUACGCGUUCAAUUGUGCCCGUUUUCAUUUGUGUCAACCAAGGACAGCGAUAAAAUUCGCAAAAAUCAAAUAUUCGUUUGUAGACGAUAAGAUGUGUACAAUCUUGCGGUUUGCUCUGCGAAUAAAACUGAACGCGGUAUACAAAACCAUCGUCGCUUGUUUUACAAAGAAUAACGAUCCGAUUUCUCUCUAAAAGUCGGAACUUCUUAAAUUCUGAGCUAAGCGACGGAAGUAUUACGCUAUAAACAGUCGCGAUUUUGUCCGCGAAAACAACAAAAUAUUAAUAAAAACGGUUCUCGGUGAUAAAACGCCGCGGCCAUCUCGCGUGUUUACGCGCUCCUCGUUCGCGUUUUCCGAAACUUUCUUGUGGACGGCCGGCGCACGUCAAAGUCAAAAACACUCGUGAUCGGUUCCCAUAUGACGUAUAUAAAAUCAUAAAUUAUAUUAUAUACCCGGCUUAUCGAUUCCCAGUUGUCGGCCGCCGAUCUUAUUAUGUAUUUAUGCGUAUACCCGGAUAGGUUAGGUAUAUACGUAGGAAACCGGACGCGCGGAAAUAAUAACCACCUAUGAUAUAUAUAUAUGGAGGAUAUCCUCAUCAAAAAAAAAAAAAAAUACGCUCCGAAUCUAGAAAAAAAAAUCACCUCUGCCGCAGUAUAAUAAUAUAAUAUGACUGCGAAAUGUCCAUACAUGAAUAUAUUUUGUCGACGUUGAUUACAUUAUAUAGAUUUGUCGUGUUCUUUCGAAUUCUACAUACAUGCGCAUUUACAAAGACGUGUCGAUGUUAUGCACGGUGCAUGCAGUUCACCUUUAACACAUAUCCAAAUUAACUAUACCCAUGUAUUUUCCGUUCGCCGAAUAAUAUUAAUAAUAAUAUAAAACGUUAUUUUAUUUUUAUUAAAUAUACGCGAUAACCCUCUCGAACACGAUAUACGCAUACAUUAUACGCGUAUACACGUUAAUUGUUACAAUUUAUUACUUGAAGCUUAAUACUCACUGCUUACUAUUCGUUACUUCUUAACUAGACGGGUAUUGUAUAAAAAAAAUCUAAAGAAACCAAGGGCCGACAUUGGCAUUCGUCACCGUACGUCCGAUGGGUUCAUUUUCAAGAUAGUUGGUGGAGGCAAAGGGAACAUAUAAGGGAGCUUAUUUAUUGGCUACAUCGUAAUUUAAUAAACAAUAUUUUGUCUACUUAUUAAAAAAAAAAAAAAUCAAAUCGUCGACGAUUAAUAUACAUAACUGACGUUUUUUUUUUUUUUAUUUAUUUACAGUAUAAUCGCACGUCAUCAAGAUGCACAUCGAGGUCAGCGUAGCGUUGAACUUUGUUAUCUCGUACCUGUACAACAAGCUGCCCAGACGGCGAGUGAACAUAUUCGGAGAGGAGCUGGAAAAAUGCUUGACCGAGAAGUUCGCGGGCCACUGGUACCCGGAGAAACCGUACCGCGGCUCCGCGUACCGGUGCAUCAAGACGGGAUCGCCCAUCGACCCGGUGUUCGAGAAGGCGUCCCGGGAAAGCGGCGUGGCCAUACAGGACAUCCUGGAAAACCUGCCGCAAGACCUGGCUGUUUGGGUGGACCCGGGCGAGGUGAGCUAUCGGAUCGGCGAGAAGGGCGCCGUCAAAAUCUUGUACAACGAGAACGGCGGCGGCAUCCAGUUUGACGCCCACGACGAUCGGACCGCCGACAGAGAGGUACGCUUAUAAUAUAUACGACAAACUUAUAAUAAUGAUAAACAUAAAUAAGUGUAUUCCGAGUAUUAAAGGGCAUUUGAAUGACGGUUAUGCACUUGACGUUCGGUAGAAUAAGAGAGAAGAAAAAUCACACGAAACCAUGGCGUAUUGUAAUAUUAUGCCACCCUGUGCGCGGUAUAGUUUAAAUUCCAUACAAAAUAUUUUUUUUAAAAAAAAACCCCCGUUUGAAUUGUUAUUUUUUUCGCAAGUUCAGGUUUUCUAAAAUUUUUUUUAAAUUCCAUCCGGGUUUAAUAUUCUAAAACUAUGACUCGUAAUGACUCGCAGUAAAUGUUCAGCGAUUUCGUUCAACCACGGUCGAUUUGCUUCCCGGUAUUUUUCUCGACUAUAAUAGUACGUAUCCCGCAUAUAGCAUUCAGCCGAUAAACGUAGACUAAAGCGAUUAAAGCGAUAGACGUAGACUCUAAACAAGGGGGUAGGGGGCUUAGGAGAGCUUAGCCCUCCCUGAACCAUCACAGUAAUAUUUGAAGUAAUUUACUUGAUAUUAAUAUUAUAGGUUUAAAACCAUAUAGAGCUCAGCUUCUAUGUAUUUUCAGUCUCUAUUUACUCCUACGGCGGUCGGAUUUUCAGCAGGAUUUCGUAUGAGCCGGUCUAUCGCCGUGGAUUACGGGUGCGCCCUUCAAUACCUUCUGAAUGAUAAUAAAUUAUGUAAUUGUAAUUAUUAGUUUUUGAAAUACUAUUCGGGAAAUACAGUACGCGGACAACUUAUUAAUCCGGUAAUAUACCGUCCGGAAAAAAGGAAGGCCGAUUUAUCAAUAAUACUCGACCGAUAUAGAACGACAAUAUUAAUGCCAAACAAAACAUAUUGUGGCUGGUACCCGAAACAGAAUAUUGUUUUCAAACGAAUUUCUAUAACAUGUAAAUCGGCGUCGUGCAGUAUACCGGGUGAUCCAUUUAAGUGGGUACACUCAUUAUCUCGAAAAGUAUUAACUUUUUCCGGGAUUUUUUUUCCAGUACAAUUAAGAAACAAGCUGCUCCACAAUUUUAUCCAUGUGUUAUUUUUUGUCACCCUUUUUUGGGGGGUGACUACCCACUACCUACUUUUAAAAUUUUCAAAUGGCACCUAUAUUAAAAAUUUCAUAAAUAUAUGAAAUAUUAGUUAAAAUAAAUUUUGGUGUUGAAAUUUUUGAUUUCCAUCGAUCUGUUGACGAGAUAUUCCACUUUUAAAUUUGGUUUGGAGGAGAGUGUUGUGUGGCGGUACGGCGCGCGGCGUGUUAAUAAUGCACUACUACUCUCCUCCAACCUAAAAUUAAAAGUGGUGUAUGUCGUCAACGGCUCGACAGAAAUCAAACAUUUCAACAUCAAAAUUUAUUUUAACUAACACUCAAUCUAUUCAUGGACUUUUAAAUAUAGGUUGUCGUUUGAAAAUCAACAGUAGGUAGUUGUUUUACCCCCGAAAAUAAGGGUGACAAAAAACAACACAAAUAUAAAAUUGCGGAGCAGCUCGUUUGUUAAAUUUUCUAGAGAACAAAUUCCGGAAAAAGUUAAUGAUUUCCGAGAUAAUGAGUGAACCCACUUAAAUGGAUCACCUGGUAUAAUGUGUAUAUUAUAAUAUUAUAAUGUUUAGGUACGUAUACAGUAGCAUUAUAGUCGCAGGUUACGGGGUUACUCGUUAUCGGACAUUGACACGCACCGUAUAUUACGUCGUUGUAUACCUGCGAUGCGUAUAAUGUUGUACUUUUUUCUUUUUCUUUUUUUCCGCGGUAAUAUCCCGGCACCGACACGAAGAACAUAAGAAUCCGAAAAUAAUACAACAUAAGUACCGAUAACGGAACCAAUUUUUUACUCUUUUUACUUUUAUUCCCGUUUUGCUUUGCCCGUAUAUUGAACGAAAAAAAAAAAUAGAUGCUUAUACGGCGGACUAAAAGCGUUCUAGUGUGUCAUAUAUUUUUUCAUCCGGGUUACCAUAGGUACCCGCACACUACAAGGGUUAAACUAUAUAUCCGCUAAAUUUACGAGGGCAUAACAAUACUGUAAUACUGCGUUACUGUACCAAAAAAUACACAGAUUCAAAUAUGACGUUUUACGUUUUUUAACUUUUCACUUACCCGCCCAGUACUGCGCGUAGUUUUUCGUUUGUUUUUUUUCAUCCAUGUUACCAAGGCAACCCAUCCUAUUUCAAGCCAAUAAUUGACCGGCAGACAGCCAGAUAGAUUCUUUAUUUUAAAUUGUUAAAGUUGUUAUGGCAUUUUUAUUUCUGUUUGUAAUUUUAUUUCAUUUCAUCCGUGUUACUAAGACAAUUCAUAAUUUAAUAAAAAUAAUUUUCGUACCGAGUAACCUAAAUAUAUUUAAAAACCUUCCAUCCCCUUCAAGUUUUAUCUACGCGACAUAAAGAAGUCUAUGUCUUUUUAUUGUCUCUUUAUUGUUGAUUUUUGGAUAUUACAUGAUGACUGAAGGGGAAAAAUUAUGAUUAUUUCGUUAACGACGCACAGUGUUCCAAAACAGAAAUUUGCCGGUCAUAAUUAUUAAAACAUAACAUUUAUAACAAACCGUUUAAAAUUAUAGGAAUUAUAAUAGUAAAGAACUGCUCUAUCAAAAUUUUAAGGUUUACCCCCUCCCCCACCAAAAAUUUUUCGAAAUAUAUUAUGCUAAAUCAAAUAACUUAUAGAAUAUUAUAAUAAAAUUAAAACACCGCAAAUUUGGCAUUGCAUCAGUCUUACAUAAAAUCAGACACGUAUGCGGGGUAGGUUUAACCCCCCCCCCCUCCCCGAAAAUUAAUAGUUUUGUAAUUUAUUUAUUUAAACUUAAUAUUUUUUUAUGAAUAUUGAUUAAUAUAAAUUUUAUAAGAACCUCCCCUAAAUUUUUUUUUUGUGUACGUGUCUGCAUAAAAUUAUAGGUUGUUAUCGUUUACAGUGUUCGUACUAAGUACCUAUUGUUGUUAUUGAUAGUAGUUUUGUUUAUCUACCUAUAAAAAUAUCAGAGAAAUUUAAUUACAUUUAUCUAGAAUAUUUCUUCGAACUAGUUACAGUUUUACUUGCCCAGUCUUCGGAACCUUUUCAAUAAAUACAAAUUUCUAUAAUUUAAAAUACACACGGAAAAGGUCAAGAGAAUGUACCAAUCGAGAUUUAUUUCAACGUCUUAUGAUAAGUUCAGACCCACCUGUACGUUCACUAUAUAUUAAAGAAAAUAAAAGAAAACCACCAACAACUGAAAUGAUUGAAUUCAUAAUAUUUUCAGAUAAAGAUAGCGAUAGUGAAAGUGAUGAAAAUUACGAGAUCGAUAGUUACACAACUGUUUGUGAUGACAUUCCGUGAUUUUAUAAAAAACAAAUACGUGAUAAAACAAAUAUUUAUUUAUUUAGGGGCAACUUGGAGCUACUGAAUAUUAGACCUUAGUAUUCACUAUAGUUUCUGUUAUACAUAAAUAUAACUCUGAUCGUGGCGCAAAUAUUAAAAUUUUUUUUUUAUUAUUAUUUUACCGUUACUAAGAUAAUAUAAUAUUUACAAUUGGGCGAGUAAAUUACUUUUAAAAAGCUGUCGAUCACUUAUAAAAUGGUGUAUUUCGAUUUAACGAUUUACAAAUAUUUUCUUUUUAAACACUCUACCAAAAUUUACAACACCCUAUAAAAGUCUGCUUAUUGUUAUUAAAAGUAACGAAAAUGUAUUCUUAUUUGACUAAGGAAUAAAAAUUUCACAUUCAGGUAACUAAAAAAAAAAAAAAAAGGUUGAAAUAUUUUGAUUAUGACCGGCAAAUCUCUGUUUUCGAACACUGUGUGACGGUUUAUCGUUGCGUGUAUGUAAAGACAUAAAUUAAAUUCCUAUCUCCGUAUCCUCCCUGUAACGACUCUCCUCCUAAAAUACAGUAGUGGCACACCCAUCUGCGGCGGUAUCGGCCUUAUAAUUUUUUCGUUUGUUUUUCCAUUUAUGCGCACUUGCAUAUACACCGACUUAUAACGACCGUUUAUAACGUAUUAUUGCGCAAUAACCGUAAUAAUUUAAUACGGUAUAGCGGCGUGAUUAUUUUUAAUCUGGCCGCCGACGAAAUUAGGUAUACCUAUAUAACAUACCUGCAAGCUCAUAACGCGAUUAAAAGACACGUCCUUUUUUUUUUACUUGUUCUAAUGGAAAACGCGGCGGGAAAUUCGUCCGGAAUCAUCGUAUGUAAUAUAUUAUGUAUAAUACAAUAUGUUGUUGUUGUCUGUAUAUAUAUAUUUACGGACACGGGCGUAAGUUUGAAAACGUUUCGAGAGUGUACUUACACAUCAUUAUAAUACGAGGAACAUAUACGUGUAUAUUAUACGGUAUGUGUGCGACCAGACGAACAAUGCGGUGGAAACUAAAACAUUUAAUCCCUUCGAGUAUGCGUACACAACGCGCUUCGGCAUUAUGUGUACAAGUAUGCAUGUACAUAAUCGUGGUUAAAACCGAGCUUGUUUCUGCUGAUGGUAACCGUGUUUUCGGUGUAUUAUAAUAAUAUGGUUGUCGUGACGUCACGAAAUCGCCUUGUCCGUGUACAAUAAUAAUAAUUGAGAUAAUAUUUAUAUCGUCGAAGGCCCGACUGAACACAGGGAUUCCGGAAAACCGAAACUAUAUCUCCACCCCCGCCCCUUGUCACACCCAUAGUCGUGUCCGAUUUUAUUGCACUGAAAAUAACCGAAAUAUGCGCUAUAAUAUGCCAUAAAAACAUACAAAACAACACAGACAAAACAAAAAAUGUUUUUCCGGUCUGUUAACAAUUUAAAAAAAAAAAACUUGAAAUACAUAGGAGAGAAUAUUCUAGACAAAAAUAAAUAAAUACAACCAACGAGAAGUUAUACACGUAUACUGUUCGAUGGGCUGAGCUCCUCAAAAAUAGAUUGUAAUCUAUGUAACACGAAAAUGUGGCUAUUUUACAGACUAUUUUUAAUUCAAUAUAAACGAGAUUAAAUUUAUGCAAAAAAUAACAAUAUAAAAUUUCAUAUAUGGAGUCGCCGGUGCAGAAAACAAAAUAUGUAUUGCUCACUCAGCUAUUUUUAUCUGUGUUCCGUAAUAAUUAGCGAACGCUGUAAAAUCCGUUCGAUAUUUUUCGAAGACUUCCGUUUUAGGCUGAGCAGUUCUAUAUCACCUGUAUAAUUUUACCUUUUAAAUUUAGUUUCGUAUCGUUUAUCCGGUUCUACAAAAAUAUGAUUUCAUUGAAUAAAAAUAAUAAUUUAACAAGUUCAAAAAACCGUUCUUUAGUCACGCCAAUGGUUGGUGCCAUGGGAAAUUAGUGUUUUCAAAACUUUUACGUUUAAUUGAUUUUUCCGAACAUUAUUGUUAAAAUGCCUAUUUUUGACCCACGUGGAGUUCGGCCAUCGCCUUUUUUUUUCAUCCAAAUGCAAUUCGACUUUACCCAAUACGUCUGUAUAAAAAGCAACGAACUCGAACAUGAGGUUUUUUUGUUAACAGUAUUAACAGCUGCGGCGAGCGAUGAUGUUGGAAUAAAUGUUUUAUUGAAUUAUUUAUUUGUCGUUCAAUUACUAUCGUUUUUUUCGAAUCAUUACUCUUACACGGUACCUGUAAUACAUUAAAGACUGGCAAUUUAAACAAUUCGAAUUUUGAGAACGCGAGCCCGAAAUACCGAAUCGAGUAGACUUUUAUGGCACAGCUGGUGAAAAACAAUAGUGUAAGUUUAAUCAGACCGUCUUUUAUUUUGGGACAUUUCAAGAUCUAGUACAAACAAAGUGAUGAAUGCUUUGAAAAUCAUAUGCCAACGUUCUAUUUAGUCGAAAUAGCAUAAUAACGUCAUCAUAUAGUACAAUAAGUAUAGAGGUGCCGAGUAAAUUAUGUGCACAUUAUUAUUCAAUUCCCCUUCACAUUUCCCCUCUUUUUGUAGUUCACUAUAAUGCGUUGUAAUAAUGUCACGCUAUUUUCCACAGGUCGUGAAAACGUUCAACCCCGAGGCGCAGUGUUUCCGGCCCAUCGAUUCGGUGGCAUCCAGCCUGAGUUCAUUGAGCAUUUCGCCACCGGACAAGUGUUCGGCCGGUUCUCCGCCGUUAGGUAGCGGCGGCGGUUCUAACCACUCGUCACCGACGCACCAACACCACCAUCACCAUCAGCAUCACCAGCUCCAGCUCCAGCUCCAUCAACAACAGAACAACUCGCUGUUGUUCGGCAAGGCGUGCAGUACCAUGGCGGUGGGCGGUAGCAGUGCGAGCAGCACGAGCAGCAUCAGCAGCACCAGCAGUGUCGGCAGCAGCAGCGGUGCCAGCGUCCAGCAGGCGCUCCAACUCCAACAGUCGCUCCAACACCACCAGUCACAACAACAUCUACAAUCGCGGAGUCCGAACGGCGGCGGCAGUAGCGGUGGCUCUGUUGCGGGCGGUGCAGGCUCGGUGGUCGCAGCCGGAGGCGCUUACGUCCCGUGCCGGCAACCGUCCGCGCCGCUAACGUUCACCACGGCGUCGUUCGCGCAAACGAAAUUCGGCAGCACCAAACUCAAGUCCAACAACAAGCGAGCUAACAGGUUUUUGCAGUUCACUGAUUUUCUAGAAAAGUAGGCGGAAAUGACGCGAUUUACGCGCCACGCUUGUGAGAGUGAAAGGAAAAAUGGGUUGCACGCGACACAGUGUUUAGAAACUCGAAAUUCAGCACGUGGGUUCCUUAUGUUACACGAGGCGUCCAUCGCUAAAAGAAAAUGUUUUCAAAAUCCCAGAAAGGGCCCCCUCCGUCCGGCCGGCGCUUGAAUUUUCGACUCGGUAUGCGAAAACGUACCGAAUAUUCCGUUGAUUAUGUCUGGUUUCGGUUAUUGGUUAGGUAGUAUUGGUCGUAAAUAUAAAGUCUCGGAUCGCUCGGCGGACGGGAUGAGCUCUGAAACUGUACUAUACCUGUUCGGUUCGUUUAUUCUUUUUCCCCCGUUUACAAGAACAGUUUUAGCCUAACCUAACCCCUGAUUACACAGCAAUAUGUGCCGGACUCGAGUAUGCGGAUAAGGGGUUGUGUGUCGAAUGUUCGGCGACCCCUCUCUCUUCCCCACGGAAAAUUGUGCGUAACGCGUACCGCGCUUUACGGAGCGGCUAUUUUCGGGUGCACCUAUCGACACACUUUGUGCACUGUGAAAUCUCAAAUGUGCGCCGCCAUCGCUUGCGUUUUUGUCGCAGACGAGCCGCAGAUGUAAGGAAAACGUUUUUUUUUUUUCUCCAUUUGCACUGUUAUUCACAGCGUAAUCGUCGGUUAAGACACUCGUCAUCUCGGAAAGUGUUUACUUUUUCGGAAUUUUUUUUUUUUUUCAAGCAAAUAGCUCUAAAAUGUUACAUCGCCGUUACACGUUGUUAUCCGUAUUGUCUCGGGGCUGAAACUCGCUUUUGAUUUUCGAAUAGCCGCCUUACAUUACAAAUUCCACAAAUACACGGAGUAUUGGUCAAGACGGACAAUCAUUUCGGGGCGAACGGCUGUCAUUUUCGAUUUCCGCCAACGCCCCUCGCGCGCACCACCGGCCCCGGGCACAAUUAUUACGCGGCGCGCUUACGGUAAGCCUGCAAACAAAAUAACAACCGCCGGGGGCCUGUGCGAAUUUUCGACACGAAACUCUGCGCACUACAUUGUUUCGGGGUUUUUUUUUUUUUUUUUUUUUUUCGGUGUUUUUAUUCGUUUUUACCGUGUUUCGUUUGUUUCGCGGUGCACGCGCGCACGCGCCGUCGUACACGUAUUAUCCGGCGCACAAUCGCCCGAGCGCGCGAUCGGACACGCGAAUUAAAUCGGCACCGCGCACGUUUGUAAAAAAUAAUUUACAAAACCGCGCGCGGUUCUAGAGGUCGUUCCGUCGGUCGGUCGCCGCGAACCGACCGACGCCACGACACCGCCACGCACGGACCGCGUGCCGAUAUUUACGCACACUCGACGGCGGCCGCCGUGAACGUUCGCGGAUUUCCCGCGCCGCGGUCGCCCGUACUGUAAUUGUGCGCGCGCGGCGGUCUCGAACUCGAAUCGCCGGCGAAACAUAUAUCUGUUUUUUUGUUUUUUUUGGGGGGGGAGGGCCCUUUUUUUGCCCCGAUUGCGCCUAUCGAUUCGUUAUGAAUACUCGACACAUAUUCUCCAAGAACAACGGAUAUAAAAUUCGAUAUUAUGGCUAUUGGUUAUUGACGUUAUACUAUGCGAAUCGCAUACAAAAAGAAAUUUUAAAAAUCGCCUUGUACAUUUUUAUUGCGGGACACGUCAGGAGGGUUCGCAUUUAAGACCACUGCUGCAGUGUACAAGGUGUCCCGCGAAGAUUAUACGCCUAUCCCGAUGGGUAUCUCAGAAAGUAGCAAUCGAAUUAAUUUUUAAAUGGCUAAAAUGUGUUUGGGCUAAACGGGUCUGGCCCAUUUAAAACACAAGCGGCUCUAAAAUAUUACGCGUACAUUAUUUUUCGUCGCUAUUAUUUUCGUGGUGUAUAAAGACUAUUAAUUGUCAUUUUAAAUCAUUUUCAACACGAAAAUACGUUUAAACUAAUAAUCCAUCCAUUUGUGAAGUUUUCAAUAAAUUAAUAAAUUAAUACUUUCUGAGAUAUCGCGGUGGGUAUAUUUUCGUGGGACACUCUGUAUACAUCAGAUGGCGUCGAAAAUAAAUCAUUUUACGGUCCCGAAAACAAAAAGAGAAUGGGGAAUUUGUCGGAAGCCCUCGGUAGAACAAGGAGAACUUUAUUGUAUUUGUGCGACGUUUUGGUUUUAUCUCUUUGAUAUUAAAAAAAAAUACAAACAAAAAGUCAUUAUUAUUAUUUAAAAAUAUUUUUAAGUUCUCCGAACUCUUACAACUUUGUUCGUAUAAUAUUUAUAACGAAAAGCAACGUUGCACAGUGCGAGUUCUCUUUGUUUUACUGUGAAGAUUCGGUUUUUUAAUUAUGCGCCGAGUAGUCCCGAGUAAUUUUUGCCCACGCGAAACGGUUUUUCGUAAAUAGUUUUAUUAAUUUCACGGCUACACAAUAAUUAUUCGUGAUCACGACACGCAGCGCUACUUGUAAAUGUAAUUGAAGUUUUAUAUUUUAGAGUUGACCGGAUUUCGAGAAAAUUGCCUACGCGCAACCCCUUAAAAGUUCUAGAUGCUUAUGCACGUCCUCUAAACACAUGGGCGUGAUAAGCGCGCGUGCCUAGGACUAAUUCAAUGGCACAACGCGAUUUCAAUUAUUCCAUGUCUACAGUGAUGCGCAGUAGCAUUCCGAAAUUAACCAUAAUAUGAUAACCGUCCGUCGUAAAAAUUCAAAUCACUCGUAAUAAUAAUAAUUAUAAGAUAACUUUGCGGCCGAAAUUCCCGGUCUUGGUUAUGAUAUUAUAAUAUCGUUCAGAUAACGUCGCGCCAGGGCUAUAUCCGAGCUUGAUCCGAGGCCCGCGGACCUCUGGAGUUUUGUCCACGCCACUUUUUUCCGCGCGUUCGUCGUCCAAAUAUUAUUAUCAUACCUAGUCGAAUCGAUCGCGGUUUUUUUCUCAACUAUCCUCCGUCGGGCGCGCGCCCCGAACUACCAAAACGAUCCCGUCCGAAAUAAUCGUGUUGCGGACAACACGUUAACGUCAUUUCCGACACGCGUCCCAGCGGAAGUCGGUGCGUGCAUUUGAUCGGGGCGGGCGAUGUUUGAAAUUUCGAUCGGUAUUUUUACGGCCCGACUGUCUAUUAUUACAGGUAGGUAUACCGAAAAUGCCGUCGGCCCUACGUACGGACCGGGUCGGACACCCGCCGUUAUGCGACGAGUGCACGUUUAUUAUAAUAAAACGGGCAACGGCACAAAUAUUUAAUGUUGUGCGUGUGUGUUUUUCCGCGUACGAAUUGUUGACAGGGCGCCAACGCAGAGGCGUAGAGGUACGUGGCGAAAAAACCGUGUCGCCCGCGGUCAUAGGGUGUUAAAUUUUUCACGGUCGGCACCAAACAACGGCGAAUGAAAAACAAAAAAAAAAAAAUAGAACAAUAGGCCCCGACGAAAUCCCUUGAACGAAAGAAACGCCUCGCACGUAUAAUAUUUUUAUAUUUUUUCUACUCGAUUACAUUGUAGUUUGACCGUCAGUCUCGCAGUGACGUGUGGUUACCGUUGUAUUUACGGAGGCAGACGGAGCGGAUAAUCUGGCCGAGACGUGUUUAUUCUAUUAUACGGGGUCAGAGGUCUAUGCGAUUAUUGUUCAACGUUCCGCGCGUAAAUGGAAUUUUUUGUAAGUUGGGUAAGGUCGGGAAAAUCCGUUGCGAUUUAAAUACGCGUGCGAGCUGGCGAAUAUCAUUUUCGUCGUUAUCGAGAUUUCGUAAUAUUAACGGCCGCCCUGCGCAAUAAAAAAAUAAUAAUUUAAAAAAUAAUAAUCAUAAACAUCACAAAAACACGCCCCCUGGGAACCGGCGAAUUAUACGGGGUGGUGCGGGAAAUCUAACGGGUCGGCCUUAUCGCGAUACGCACGCGGAGGGUUGGACGGGAACGUUUAAAAAACUACAAAACGAUAUAUUUUAUACUUAAAAAAAAAAAAAAAAAAAAAUCACCGAAACAAUGCGUGCGGAGAGAACAUAAAGUUUAUUUUCAAAUAAUUAUUGUUAUUAUAUUAUCAUAACGUAUGGGUACCCUAUUUAGUUUUGUUGUAUUUUAUACGUAAAAAACGGCCGCGGGAGGAAAACGGUAGAAAGUACCUGCGAGCCUUAAUGUUAUAUUAACACGCCCUGCGGCGCAGGUAUACGGUCGGAGAACAUUUUCGAGGGGUUAAGGGGCGACAUUUCGUCGAAAACUGAUUGUGAAAAUCCGCGCGCUCUGGCGUAGCACAAAUAGUUAUAAUGUGACGCGGCACUCUCGCGAUCUAAAUGUCUUUACGUCAGUGUUUGAAAAGCGUUCAGCUUGGUAGUAGAAAGUCCGUUGUACGGAACGGCGCCAGGGCGAAAAUUGUCUCGAUUGGAACGGGGAGUAGGGGUUUACGACGGCUUAUACGGGGGAGGGGGCCGCGCGAAAAGAGCGGUUGGCAAACGAGCGAAGGCGAGAGAAAAGAUUGCGCGAGCGAGCGUUCCGCCGAAGCCCCGCGACCACGGUUAAUACUUAUGUUCGUAUCGUUUUCCGCAGGAUGUCGCCCACCGAGUUCGCCAACUACAUCAAGCAGCGGGCGGCCAUGCAGCAGCAACAGAUGGUCGGCGGUGGCCAACAGCAGCAACGCCCCGCGUCACCGGCGCAACACCUCCAUCAGCACCGGGGCGGCCAGCCUAACGGCGGCGACGCGGCGUCCAACUACUUCUUCCAGCAACACCAGUACAACGGACAGGCCGGAGGUUACGGCCAGAGGCCCCGGCAGUCCAACGGCGGCGGUUCCGGGUACCAUCAUCACAACCGGAACAGCAUGACGGAUUACGCACCGGUGGCGCCAUCGAUGCAAUACGGCAAUAACGGCACCGGCGGUUGGCAGAAUUACGGCGUUGGAGACUUCGGACACUUUGCGGGCGGCUCGCCCAUGGGACCGCUGUCGCCGGCCUGUAACUACGGAGCUGCUGCUCAACAGCAACUGCAGUCCGCGGUGGGCGCCGCCAUCGGAGGUCCGGGCCAACAGCAACAACAGCAGCAGCAGCAGCAGCAACAGCAGCAACAGCAGCAGCAGCAGCAACAACCGAAAAUGCAGGACAGCUACAACAGCAUGCAGGGAUUGGGAUCGUCGUCGUCGUCGUACAGGUCCAGCCCCUACCAGCAUCUGUUGGUGGCCAACUGAUCCGCGACGACGACGAUGAUGGCGAAACACGGUUAACAACGUCCUCCCUCACUCCCCCUCCCCACUUUGCCGACGGCCGCUUAACCGCAAGUAUAUAAUAUGUAUUGUUGUAUCGUUGUCGUUGCGCGGUCACAGACAAACUUCCCCUACCACCGCCCCUCGUCCCCCCCGCCGCAUCGUUAUAUUUUUUUUUUUUUUUUUUUUCCCUCUGUUCUCUGUUCGCGUCGUUCCCUACCCCUGUGGCCCCUUUUUUCUCCGCCCGCAACAUAAUAUUACUUAUACUUUAUCGAUUCCUGUCUCCGUUCGAGAAAAACUCGCGCGCCCCGCACCCCGGUCUUCGCGCCGUACGGCCGGCCGCCGCCGUUCGUGUCACGCGCGCGUUACGCGAUAAUUCGUCACGCACGUCGGUAGGCACGUGGAUAGGUUGAUAGGAUGCAGUGUUGACCGACAGGGGUCGCGGCGGGCAGUUCGGUGUGUACAGGUACGGUAUGCCGAAUAGGAAAUUAUUUUUAGAGAGUUCUUCCGCCGUAGCACUACAGUUGUUUUUUUUUUUGUUUUUACUGUCCCGACGAAAAUCGCAUAUCAUGCGAGUACCCCGGCGUGCGCAUCGUUAAAAUGCGUACAAAAUAUGCAUAAAAAAAAAAAAAUAAAUAUCGGGUUCGUGAUUUACACAUAUAGCGCUACAAAAAGAGAAUCAGGCAAAAUCUUUAAUACCGUGUAUUGUACUUGCGUAUUAUUCGCGUGUAAUAUGUAGGGAAUUUAUUACGAGUUGUAUAUGAUAACAAUAAAAUAUCGAUACGAUGAUUGGAAAAAUUAUAACAAACGAUAAAAUAAUAUUAUCGUACAUUGUGUGAUUCAUCGCCGCAAGUAUUAGUAUUAAUUUUUUUUUUUUUUUUUUU
Molecule: messenger RNA, 68846 nt
Organism: Cinara cedri
Lineage: Eukaryota; Metazoa; Arthropoda; Insecta; Hemiptera; Aphididae
Source: the annotation of a GenBank genome assembly